This is a messenger RNA of Podarcis lilfordi (Lilford's wall lizard), 76067 nucleotides long. The record is from the annotation of a GenBank genome assembly. Lineage: Eukaryota; Metazoa; Chordata; Lepidosauria; Squamata; Lacertidae.
AUGCUGGCUCUUCCUGGCCUCCACAGACAGCAGAUUGUGGUGCCAAGUUCUUCUAUGACUGAAACCCAGAGCCCAGGCUGGCUCGAAAGUGUAAUUGUGAUUCCAUUUACUCAUCAUACAAAGCUCAACCUGGUAAAAUGCAUACAACUUCAUACCCCCCCCUUUUUGUGUGUCCCUCAGUUAUUAAGAGGAUCAAACCCGAACCAAACCAUGAAUAAUGAUUUAUUUUCAUUCAUAUGUGCAUUCAUAUUUUCACUGUUAUUUAUGCAAUUAGAACAAGACAUUCUGUGCUUUUGAGCUGCAAAUUAAUCAUUGAUCCUUUGGAACUUAGAUUCCUGUGCCUUCUUGUUUUGUACAGAGUUAAUUUGGAACUUUGAACUUUUUCCAUCUCAUAGCCACGGUUGUUAAUUAACAGGUAUCUCCUAAGGUUAAAAUCCAUUUAGUGCCAUUUCUCCUUUAACGGUGUUUGCCUGUAGCUUACACUGCCUGUUUCUUCCUUCUACUUUCUCCUGAAGAAAGUUGCUAUGGAGCAGUUUGCUUCACUUCACAUCUUACUCAGGCGAAUCUAGGAUGUUUCCUUUCUGUUAGUGGACUGAGAAGCUGAGUUGUUUUCCUGGAAAUUGUGUAUUUCAUGGAGUUGUGUAUUUCCCCAAAGUCAUCUUAAGAAAAGUUGCACCGUAUUCUGUGUGACUGCAUGACAAACAUAUGACACAAGUCAAUUGCAGUAGAGUUGGUAGACAGAGACUUACAGUCCCAUACAUGCCUACUCAAAAGUAAGCUCCACUGAGUUGAAUGGCAUUCACCCCAGGAAAGCAAGUAAACCAGGAAAAUAAACCAGGAUUCCUGGCUUAGCAUUAUGUCUGAAUUGGGGAUUGUGGUUUAUUUCGGUCUAAUAAACAAUUAUCAGUAACUGACUACGGCAGGGGUCAGCAAACUUUUUCUGCAGGGGGCCGGUCCACUGUCCCUCAGACCUUGGGGAGACUAUAUUGGGGGGGAUUCCCCCCCCCACUGACUCUCCCCUACCUUCUCCACAGCACUGGAUGAGCCCCAGUGGCUGCUUACCUAUGCCUUGCGAGUGGCAGGGGCUGGCAGCAGUGGCAGAGGAACGAUGAACGGCACGAAAGGGCUGGCUCUGGAGAGGGGCUGCUUAAAAUGGUGCUCAGCCAACUGCAGCUCAACAAAGCCCAGCCCCCUUCCUCCUCUAGGCAGGGCAGGGAGAAGCCAGGAGGAGGGAGGGAGGCGCCGCUGUGGUGUGUGUGAGGGAGGGAGGGGGAAUGGCGCAGCCUGAACGAUCAGAAUCCCCACGCCGAUCCACGCGGUGAUUCCCGGACUGUCCGCGGUCCGGAUCCAGAAGGCAAUUGGGCCAGAUCCAGCCCCCAGGCCUUGGUUUGCCUACCCAUGGACUACAGCUUGUAGUUCACUGCGACCAAAACAACCCAGAUUGGUGUUCAUGGUGAACCAUUAACUAUGGAUGACUGUAAUGUGUGAAAAGGCCCAUUGAUUCUAGAUUCAUCUUUAAAACUUUGGUCCUCAAUAUCUAUCCAUCUCCAUUUUGUUUGGUCAAAUCUCAGUUGAUAAUCUUCUUUUACCUUUAAUGGUUUCAUUCUGCUAACUGCCAACACAAGGCUUUCCAGCCAGUUUUAAAAAUAUAUUAUUGUUUGUUAUGUCUCUCAGUGCUAACCCACUUUUUCUCCUCAGCAUGGAGGCCAAGCAGCAGAAACGACACUCAGCAUGUUAGGUCCACCCCACUGUCACAGUCAAUAAAACCAAACACAACAAAUAAACACAGUGGAAGCAACAAGUGAGGCCUUUUCACAGCUGGCCAGAAAUAAUAUAAAUGAGAAGCAGCUGAGUGAGAAAAAUAAUUGAGUUGGAUUGGACUGGCCAAGCGUUUUAAAAAGGCUUAAAAUAACCCGCAGCUAAUUGCCAUAAAGAAAAGCUGAGUUAAAAAUACAACCACAGAUGUAUUUGAGACAAUUGAUAUAAUGUUCUUUAGAUUUCAGAAGCUGAUGUUGCUCCCUGGAAACUUUAAAUAGACAGUUUCAAGUCAAUAAUUAUUUGAGUUUUGCAGCCCAGCCCUGUGCAUGUAUCCUCAGAAACAACUCCUGCUGAGUUAAAUGGUCUUACUUCCAAGUAAGUGACUAAGAUUGCACCCAUGUAGUGCAAACCAAUGCACACUUACUCAGAAGUAGGUCCCAGCCUGCUCAGUGGUAUUCACUCAACUGAGGCAGUCUUUAAGUACAAGCUUAUGUAUCCUUACUUGGAAAUAUGGUUUUCUGUGCUCAGUGGGGAUUAUUCCUAGGUAAGUGUGUAUAGAACUGCAGUCUGACAGUGCAAUCCUAUAUUCAGAAGUCCCAUUGAGUUUAAUGGAGCUUAUUCACAGGUAAGUGGGUGCAAUAUUACAGCCUUAGGAGUAUGACAAUUACAGCCAAAUGACUGAUAGCACAAUCCAGUGCAUUUAAAAAGGUAAAGGUACCCCUGACCGUUAAGUCCAGUCACGGACGGCUCUGGGGUUAUGGCACUCAUCUCGCUUUAUUGGCUGAGGGAGCUGGCGUACAGCUUCCAGGUUAUGUGGCCGGCAUGACUAAGCCACUUCUGGCUAACCAGAGCAGUGCACAGAAACGCCGUUUACCUUCCCGCCGGAGCGGUACCUAUUUAUCUAUUUGCACUUUGAUGUGCUUUCGAACUGCUAGGUUGGCAGGAGCAGGGACCGAGCAAUGGGAGCUCACCCCAUCGUGGGGAUUCGAACCGCCGACCUUCUGAUCGGCAAGCCCUAGGCUCAGUGGUUUAGACCACAGCGCCACUUGCCACUCCAAUGCAUAAACUCCAGGACACACCCAGCCUAUUUCCCUCUCUCAACAGUUGGCUAACAGUUAUAGGUGCCAACUCCCUGGGGCCCUGGGUGCCCAAGCACCCACAAAAUUUCCCAUGAAGGGGCUAGGCAUCCACAAAUUUCGGUGCUAGGGCCAUACAGCCCCAGGCACCCAGGGUUGCAGGGCCCAACUGGCACUCCUGUUAACAGUUUAGCAGUAAUGGUCUCUAUACAGUAUAGAGAUGGUGCCUUUGUGGGUAGCUCAGCUGGCAGAGCACAAGACCCUUAAUCUCAGCGCCGCAGGUUCGAGCCUCCCUCUGGGCAAAUAGAUUUCUGCAUUGCAGGGAGUUGGACUAGACAAGCUUAGUGGUCCCUUCCAACUCUAUGAUAGGGCAGUAUCUGAGGAACUAUAGGCCACAGAAGCGUCUGCUGGCCUUUUAAGGCCGCCACAGAACUCUUGUUGUAGCAAGCUACGAGACAACGCUGGCCCAGGGAGCGAAUGCCACUAUUCGCUACCCUAAGCAACUCUUGGGGGAGGAAGAGGUGCAAUUCAAUGGCCAAGCAGGCGGGCUGACAGCAAAUCCGGGUCGUAGCCAAAUGCCAUUCCUGAGGCUCACCCUGCUCUACACGUGUACCAGUUUCCGCAGCCGGACCUAUGGGGACUAGCGUUCAAAAUUCCCAUUGUUCUAGGUGCAUUAUUGCAACAGGGAAUUUCAUUAGCGCGAGCCGUUUUUGAGCUCCAGGCUCAGUACUGCACCUAAGAUUUUUGAUUAAAACUGCGGUGUGGAAGGAAAGGAGGACCUUUUCUGCCUCCUCACUUCCAGCCCCUCUCUGAAGACUGGAGAAGAGACCCUCUUAAGAAUGUUAGGGGGUGGGCAGGGGAAGGACCAGACCCUGUGGAAAACGAACAUAAUAUUUUAUCCACCAUUCAUUCAUUUUAAGCACUGUAUUCUUGUUAUAAAAAAAGCAUGCCUAGACAUUCUGUGGUUGCACCCAUAACCUUAGGGCUGCCAUAUGUCCGGAUUUUUCUGGACAUUACCGGGAUUUCAAUGGCGGAAUGGACAUAGGGGUGGUGGGGUUUCUGAAAAGUGGCAUUUUGUCCUGGAUCUUAGGCAAGUCAAUUGAAAAAUCACUUAUUUUGGCAUUCUCGUAAAGAAAAGACCAACAAUUUUGGGGUCUCCCUAAAGAAAAGCUCAACAAUUUUGGGGGUCUCCUUAAAGAAAAAGCUCAACAAUUUUGGGUUUUCCCUAAAGAAAUCUCAAUUUUGGGACCUUCCUUUUGAAAAGCUCAAUAACUUUCGGGUUGUCCUGGUUUUUACUUUUUGAAAUAUGGCAACCCUACAUAACCUAGGUUUAAAGUGCUAUUUAGCGCCUAGCUUUCAUAUCUCUGUUUCUAGCAUUGAUUGGAGCUUUCAGGUGCAGGCGCGGCGACGGGACCGGGCCAGCCAGCCAGCAGGCGCGUGGCGAGCUCCCCUUGCCGGCGGCCCUGUCGCACGCCGCGCCUGCACCUGAACCUGAACCCGGGCGCGCGCCGGGGUAGUGGGGGUGGGGAAGAGAGGAAAGGCGUCUCCCGGAAUCACAUGGGCUUCGCCGCCGGUGCCAUUGGCUGCGGCCAAUGCGCUGAAGGCGCUUGCAAGGGGGCAGAGAGACCGGCGAAGGGGCGGCCGCACGUCUUCCUCUUUUUCUUCUUCUUCUUCUUCUUCUCCUCGCCAAGGCCGAAGACGCGCUCCUGGAGUUGCGUGGGGGGGUUGCAGCCCGAGCCGGGGGUCGCCGCGGCAGCUCGGCUUCCUGGGGCUCCGCUUUGCCGCCUUUGCUUCUCCCCCUCUCCUCAUGGCUCCGCCGCCGGAGUGACCCACUUUUGAGGUGCGUAAAAGCGCGGCGCGUCUGGACAUUCCCCGGCGCGCCUUGGCGCGCGGCGCCCAGGGGGAUCCCCGGCGAAACCGCAGCGCCGGCGGUGCCGAGGGUUUUGCGCGCCCCUUUGCAACAGCCCUUGCAAGGCAGCUCGGUGCUGGUAUCCCCGAAGGUAGUCUUUGGAGGGCCGAGGCCGGAAAAGAAAGGUUGCCCAACUUGGUUACUUGUAGCCUUAUCCUCGGUACUUGCUGGCUGUGCUCGCGCAGGUAAGUAAGUGGGCGAAGGACCGCAGCCUUAGAAAUAGUUCCAGGGGUGCCAAGUUGAAUGACAUAUUGGGGCAACCCCAUCCCACAUAAUCGAUCGCACGCACAUCAUUCGAAUGACAAUGCCCAUCAACUGUGGGGUGCCCCGGCUCCCUCAAAUAUUUUACUUUUGCGGGGAGGGGGCGAAGAGAUCUCGGCAGCCCCUGGGAGUUGGCUCCUGUGUAAAGUCUUAUUGAAGCCACUGAGGUGUCACUUCUGAACAGGCUGUCAUAUUGCUGCGCUCUAAAGUGCCUAGUCAGGCGGGAGACCUCAUGCUUUUGCCGUUCAGUCUUUGCCUCUGUGCCGCGCGAGGUCUCUGUCUGCAAAAAAUGAUGCAGCCUCUCUUGUCCUCAGCUGAACUUCCGGCUGCUGCUGGGGCUGCGUGAGACUUGUAGAUUGUCAUGGCUUAUUUCAUAGCCUUCCCCUUCUAAGAGGCCGAGCAUACGCAUGGAGGAUGCGAAAUAAUAAAGAGAAGAGGGUCUCUGGCAACGUGCAGAGUGCGCCUUCUCUUCCACAGCAUAAAGACGCAGCCAGGUUUCCAGCCUCGGCAUUACAUUGUCCUUUGCCGUUCUUGCAAAUUAAAGGGGGAGGGGGUGGAUUUCAAAUUGCCUGACCAUACUUUAUGACUGCAAUCAGCUUCAUUUGCAAGAUAAGAACAGUUAUAACAAAAUAAAUGCUGUAUGUUAAACAGCAGCCUUAUACUCCAGAUCACUGCACCGGAUAAAAAUUGAAUGCAGUUCCCCAUCCCGUUUUGUUUCAGAAAGUCAAACGUCCCAAUUGGAUUUGAAAUCCUUCACCCCCUAGUUUAAAUAGGCAGGUGUAAAGGAAGUGUUUUUUGGCACGCUUAUUGGAAGGGGAAAUGCAGAGCUGGUGUGAGUGGCCCCGCAAGAGUGAGAAAUGAUGCAGAUGCCUCCGAAUGAUGCAUUAUGUCUAAUGGGCCAAAGAGAUCCAAAGCAGAUGAUGCUGGUUUGUGAGAAAUGCUCAGAGCCUUUGCCACUUCACUAGGAUAUGAUGCAUCUUGUUACCAGAUCUGAUGCUUCCAGCUCAUGCUGGCGUUGUGCAGGGCAAUUGGAAUGCAUCCAGCAGUUUAGCAAGUCCGCUGAAGCUGGGAAGGCUAAUAUACUCAGAUUAAAUUCCUUUGUGAAAGUCCUUUGUUCUCUCUCUCUGUCUCUCUCCUCCUCCUCCUGCCAAUAGUGACUUGCCUCAGGGACAUCCAUAAAUACAGAGAAUAGAAUCUGCAGCAGAGAGGAAAAAGGGGUAACUAAUUUUGCAGCCGAUAUGAAAGAAAUAAUAAUGAUUGACUGGCAGAAAGGAAGGAGGAGGGUUCAUUUCUCCCUGGCUCAGUAACUCUGCUGCAAGAGAACAGGAGGCAGGGCAGAGCUGUGGAAGUGGGAAUUCAAGGUGGUUAAGGGCAGAAAGCCUUUUGCCCUUUCAUUAAGAGUUGCUCUAUUACUUCAUGGUUCCUUCCAACAGUCAUUUAUGCCCUGGAAAACCAUAGGUUGUUCCACAUUGCGAAAAUAGGCACGUCAAAAGGAUUGGUUCCUGUCCAGUAGCCUGCCCACAAUAUAGCUGGUUUAUAGUGAAUAAGUAGUCUGACGCCAAGCUGAAGUCUCAGGCCAAGCUAUGCAAGUUCUUUACUCAUUCCCAUCUUUUUGGGAGAUAAAAGAGCUCCAUUAUCCCUGCUUAGUGUUAUACCGGCUAGAAAAGAGAAAGUUGAGGAUUUCAGUAUGAAUUUCUGUCAGGAUAAGAUGUACCUCUUGGAUCUAAUUCAACUUUUGGCUAGGCAUAUAAGGUUUAGAAAUAUACUUAAUUGCUAGGAGUUACUAGCGUGUGAUUGACAAUCUGCGUUCAAUGUGUCUGAUGAGGAUUUUCUUGGAAAUAUCAAGGGGGGUUUUAAAAUAAAAAAUGCCCUAAAUUGAUUGGGGCCUAAUUUAGUGUGCUAUUUGACUUGUAUCCCCCCCCCAAAAAAAAUAUUAUUUCAAAUACAUGGCUUUUGAGGGGUAGUUGAAGUGCUGUUUAUGUAGUUUAAAUUAUAUAUAUUUGAAGGUUUGCUUGGAAAUUAUGUUGGAAUACUUAUUAAGUAUUUUGGAAUAUGACAACUCAAGAGCAUACACUUCCUUACAUUGUUUAAAAUUGAUUUAUUUUUUUUUAAAUCGAGGCACUGAAAAAUAAAGCACAAUUUUUUGCAUGCACAAAACAGCUGUGUGUUUAUGUUUGUGCCUGCAUCUUUCUAGGAAUAGUCAUGGCGCAAAAUAAUGGCACUUUCAGGCUGCCCAUUUGGCUGGCAUUUGACAGAAAAAACAAAGCAGCAGAUGGACUGCUUCUUGCUCCACAUCACUGGUGACAAUAAUUAAUGUUGAGGUGCGGCUGGUGGACGUCUAACUAUUCCAUAGUGCCAUUUGUCCACCUAUGAGUGUGAGAUGGUUUUAGGAUCUUUUGAAGGCUGUUUGUAAAGGCCUGCAAAAGAAAAAGAAAAAGAUGAGAAGUUUGUGGGCAGCAGAAAGUCUGGGGGAAAUGGCUAAUGCAACACUUCAGUGGUGUUUCUACAAUGCCCCCCCCCAUAUGCAACACACGUGUAACCUAGAAUACAUUGGGUGAGAUCAAAUGUUGUCUUUGCUUGGGUAGUGGGGGAGCCAGUGUUGUUCCACAAGCUGAAUUUUCUGCACAAGUUGAAGUAGUGUCGCAGUAGAAGACAGCAUCCGAUAGGUUAACAUGGUGCAAUACUUUCCCCAGCCAAAGCCGUCCGUUGAAUUUGGCUGUCGCAAGCGGAAUCGCUGUCGCUCUAGCAGCGCUGCCAAAAUUGAAUCUUAUUUGUUGAUGUGUGGAGAAAUUGCGCGUAUAAUUUUUAUGGAUGGAGUGCUCAUUCUGUGGGAGCACUGUUCCCAUAGUUAUGAAACUUAAAACGGUUAUGAAAGCAGAUUUUUUGUUUGCUUCUUUGUCUUUCCUUCCCCAAAUGGUCAAAAAGAGAAGGAAAGAGGCCUUCUAGAGCAAGCGAAGAACAACAGCAAGCGUGAUUUUAAAAAUACCAAUAAGGGUGAUAUUGUGUGACGGAAAUAUAAGACACAAACAAUUCUGGCUCCAGGAUUUGGGGGCCCUUGGGCAUGGCGCCAUCAAUGAAGCCGCUUCACCUGGAAGAAUCGGAACCUGCAAACACAAUUCUCUACGACUCCGUGAAGUUGAAAUGAUAGUCCUGUUAAGGCAGCGGAUCCUGUGAAAUGCCCAAACCUCCACCUUCUGGAGUUGGUUGUAUGCAUAUUAUGGUGUCUGAAACUCACUCUGAAAAUUGUAGUGUAACCAUUGUUGUAGUUUAACCAUGGUAUAUUGCGGCUUUGUUCAAUCUGAUGGCUUCAGAUGUUUUCGACUUCAACUCUCAUCAUCUCUUGCUGUUGGCCAUGCCGACUGCAGAAGAUAGGACUUGUCGUCCAAAACAUCUGGCUGGCAUUAGGUUGGGGAAGGUUGGCCCGCAGGGACAUUGCUAUCAUUUUUAAAAACUUCAUAUUUGAUCAUCUAAAUGUGACUACUUAGCCAUGAUCUACGUUGGUAGCAGUGAGCUGCUACUUGGUUUCCCCUCCUUUCCUUUAGCAGGGUGAAUGGUUGGACUAUGUGUAAUUUAGCUAGAUUAAAACAUGACAAGGAACACCUGUUUGGAUCCUUUUCUCCCAAGAUCCCCUGCGUUCCCAAAAUUGUCUCUUUAGCAGCAACUUUAGGUAGUCAUUACCAUAACAAUUAUGUGAUUUGCUGUAAUUUCAAGAACUGGUCCCUGAAUUUGCUUCUUUUCCUCUUCCCUUAUCUAGUCUUGUGCCUGUUAGAUUCUGAGCAUUUAUAUAGACCAGACUGUCCAACUUUUCAUACCAAGUGGACUGCAGGCUGCACACAUGGGGAGGGGGGAGUGAACCCCAAAUCUGGUACCUCCCUAGCUCUAACACUGCCUUUCCAAAGCCUGCUAAGUAAGGUGCUGGGCUUUGGGAAGGAGCCGUGAGGUCCUGGAGCCCUCCCACUUCCUUCCCAAAGCUGGGAAAGUGCCAACUAGGCUUUAGGAAGGAGGUAGGAAGACUCUGGGACACGGGUGGUGCUGUGGGUUAAACCACAGAGCCUAGGACUUGCCGAUCAGAAGGCUGGCGGUUCGAAUCCCCAUGAUGGGGUGAGUUCCUGUUGCUCGGUCCCUGCUCCUGCCAACCUAGCAGUUUGAAAUCACGGCAAAGUGCAAGUAGAUAAAUAGGUACCGCUCCGGCGGGAAGGUAAACGGCGUUUCCGUACGCUGCUCUGGUUCGCCAGAAGCGGCUUAGUCAUGCUGGCCACAUGACCCGGAAGCUGUACGCCGACUCCCUCGGCCAGUAAAGUGAGAUGAGCGCCGCAACCCCAGAGUCAGCCACGACUUGACCUAAUGGUCAGGGGUCCCUUUACCCUUAGGAAGACUCUGGGACCCUGUCAGAGCCCUCACACCUCCUUCCCAAAGCCCAGCUUUGGGAAGGCAGCCUGAGGGUGAGGGGGGGCAUCAAUUGUUGCCAAGGGCCACCCAAAAGGGGCCUUGAGGGCCACAUGUAGCCCUUGGGCCACACAUUGAACCACCCUGAUAUAGACUGCCUUAUUUCUUUACAUUAUUGUUCAUGUGCAGUGUUUGGAAAGUUUAGGUGUUUAAUGGAUAAUUAAAAAUAAAAUUGCUUUUCACACGGGCUUCCUUGGUAAUGCUGCCACUCUAAGAUGUGUGGGCCACCCGGACAGGGCAUUCUCUGUGGUAGCCCCUAAAUUGUGAAUCUUCCUCCCAGCAGAAACACUUCUAGCUUCUUCAUUAUACAUGUUCCAUACUAUGCUGAAGACUCACUGCUUGACUCAGGCCUUGGACAGGUGGGAUUUUUUUAAAUUUUAUUUUUUGUGGGAUACAUCUCUUGUUUUGGUCAAUCCGCACUGUGCUGCUUUUCCUUGGAAUUGCCUUACUUGCUUUUAUAAUUGCAUGCACAACUGCCUUACUUCUUUUAUUUCUUUUUAAUUGCUUGAUUGUAAUGCUGCAACAGGGCCCCGGUACCUCAUAGCGAAAGGAGGUAAACCUCUUAAAAACAAUCAAACCUGCAAACUCGAUAUCCUUAUUGAAUUGGACAGGUUUCCGCCUUUAAAGAGUCCUGAGAAUAUAUAUUUUUUUAAUUGGCGCAGGCUUCGUAAAACAACACCAACCUUGAGUCGAAGACUUUCGUCAUCUCUGGUGAAGUGGUUUGCUUUAAAAGUCACUGUUGCCCUGAAGAGUCUAGAAGUUCUCCUCCCCCCCACCCCCACCCCCGCUUUCUUUGUGACUCCCCAGCCCCCCUUCUCCUUGAUCACAUCUGCUGUUUGGUCAUUUUCCCUUCUCGCUCUGUGGUGGGUUGCGAGAGGAAUUUCUCGCAGUUUCAGAAUCCUUAGUCAUUGCUCACCCUGGCAGCUGCAAAACAACCCUCUUCCUUGUUACUACGUUACUAGCUUGUUCUUGUUGUUAACGUGCUUUACCAACCCCAGGAGAAUUGUCUAGCCCUAAUCCCCGAAGAUUAGACGGGGUCUUGAGGAUUUAGGCUUUGCCUGGACUGAUGAACAGCCCGGUUUCAUUUUGCAAAGGUUUUUAUUGCAGAGUUUACUGACGCCUUCCAUUGUGUUUGUGUGCGUUUUCUUCCCUUGUUCGGGUAAUGGUGUGAUUCCCCCCCCCCCCCCAGGACUGUGCACUAAUGUUUACCAGGAUCUGUCGGAGGCAGAGGAGAUUUGAUCAUUUGCCUCUCCCUGUUCAGAAGAUCAUUUUGACCCGUGAAGCCCUAACUGCAUAUUCACUUGACUAUCUGAUCCGUACACAGUUUUAAUAAUGAAUGGCAUUUAGCUUAUUAAUAUUGGAUAUCGGUAUGCGUGCUGUAUUUUAUCCCAUCCAGGAGCCUUGCGAAUCAACACUUUAAAAGACACUGACAACUUGGCAAUAUAGAUAGACCACACAGCAACCAACAGAGGCAGCCCAUUUGCAAAACAAGCAAACGAACCUUAUUGCUCUCCCAUAUUCACGAUCACAAAGCAUCUGCGCUAUGCUGUAUACAAGUUGGUGCUCACGGAAUGGGCAUAAAUAUGGCUGCAGUAGCCACAAUUCCAUUAUUCGAGGUUUGCAUCCUGACAUUUUCAUUCCUUGGGAACUAGAGGGUUCUGUCUCCCUCCGAGCUAUUUCCAGAUGUUCAGAGCACAAUUUAUGCAGGGCAGAUUAACAUCACAGUAGCACCAAAUCGAUACUGACAGGCAAGCUGUGCACGGAGAGGUAAAGUUUUUACCCGCACAUAGCUUCAGGUGCUCAAUGUGAAAUUACCUUCCUGAAAAGUGUUGGAAUCAAGCCUUUUCAGAAGUUUUAAGUGUGUACUUCAGUGUGGCACCUGAUAGGGGGAUACCUCAUUCUCUCAUGACGUUUGGGUGUGUGGGGUGUUAGGAAAGAUAGUACCUCUGGUGGGGGACACAUCAUGUUCCUUCCGGGGUAGUUUGUCCACCUUUGGUCCCCAUCCUGCACCUGUGGCUUGUGGGAACGGCUUUCACUGUCCAGCUAAACCAGGUGAGGGUAGCCAAUGGGUCUGAAACGCUUGGUAAGUUAGGGACUUCCCCUGCAUGCGAAAACAGACUCUGGUAGAUUGAGCAAACAAGACCAAUAGUGAGUCCAGUGGUCAAGAAGGUUGUUUCUGCAAUUGCUGUAGGGGGAAGUGAGGGCCAGAUGGGGCUUCUCAUCCUGGGAAGCCUAGGACAGGCUUCCUCAACCUCGACCCUCCAGAUGUUUUUGGCCUACAACUCCCAUGAUCCCUAGCUAGCAGGAUCAGUGGUCAGGGUUGAUGGGAACUGUAGUCUCAAAACAUCUGGAGGACCAAGGUUGAGAAAGCCUGAUCUAGGAUAAGGAAAACUCUGAUCCUAAACUACUUCUGCCUUGUGGGAUAUCUUUGGGAGAUGAAAAGGCUAAGGAGUAAACCCUACACAAAUCCAGAAUGGAGUCUCUAAGUUGGUUGGAUGGCACCUUGUACGCCUCCUUCCAGCAACUCCCGCAGCCUAGGAGUUAUUUAUUAAGUGUUUGGGACAAGUACAUACAUAAUCUAUCCAGUUAAAUUUCACAUAGCUGCAUUGAUACAUGGGCUUUGCUUCUGUUCUAAUAGUAUGUUAGAUUCCUUUGAGUUGUGGAAAACAUAGGCAACGUCAUCUAUCCAAAUUAUAGAAUGGAACUGUGAACUCAAGAGAAUGUCUGUCUGGUAGGGAACCUCCAUGGUCUAAAUUUUUACAGCUGAGAUUAUAUAUUUGAGAACUAGUUGAUCAAAUCACAAAUAACAAAUAUGGGGUGAAGAGAUAGGCAUUCAUUCCAAAGUUCAGCAGAUGUGGUCUGAACAUUUAUUUGCUGCAUUCUGAGGCGUUCUUUUUCCAGGACAGAAAAAAAUAUAUAUUCAGACUGCUCCCAUCAAUCUUGGAAUGUCUGCCUUGUCUGUCUUCACUCUUAAAAAGUUUUGAAAAUAACGCUGGGUGGGUGAGCUCAUAAAUUUUGGGGUUUUUUAUUAUUAUUUUAGAGUUCAGCAGGGAAAUGGAGGAAGUCAAGAAUUAUAUGAUGAAUUCAGACCUAUCUGAAAUUGAUAUGGGAUCUAUUUGGUAGUACAGUAAUAACUCCUGAUAUAUAUAUAUUCAUUGUUGGGUCCACUGCAAGGGGGAGGAAGAAACUGCGGAAUCCAGAACCCUGCUGCUGCUCCCACCCACCCCGUGGCUGCUGCUUACAGUGCAAAAUGCCUGUUGACUGCAUUCAUUCAGUUAAUUAAUUACCAAGCCUCAUUUAGCCCCAACUUCUGCACAAUGUGUUCAGGUGUUUGGAGGAAUUAGGGCGCAUUAAUCUGAUAUGUUUGCUGUGGAAUAGUGUUCUGUGGCUAAACAGGGCCACUUAAGUUGUAUCUUAGCCGCUUCUCUUCUGAUGGCACCACCAAAAUGCUCAAGCAGGCAAGUUACAUAAAUACCUAGAAACACAUGAGCUUUCCUUGUGUUGUAAAUAGCUGCUGUGUGGUGCAGGUUCGUCCAGUUGGGACUGUGAUGGCGGCAAAAGGUUAAAGCUCCCCUUCACUUACCAUGCCGGCUGUUGGUUUUGGAAAGAAAGACAGCCAUGCAAGGCCAAACUGUUUGACACUUUUCAUUUGUCCCUUGGCUAGGUAAAGGUAAAGGGACCCCUGAUCAUUAGGUCCAGUCGUGACCGACUCUGGGGUUGCGGCGCUCUUCUCGCUUUAUUGGCCAAGAGAGCCGGCGUACAGCUUCUGGGUCAUGUGGCCAGCAUGAUUAAGCCGCUUCUGGCGAAUCAGAGCAGCGCACGGAAACGCCGUUUACCUUCCCACUAUUUAUCUACUUGCACUUUGACGUGCUUCCGAACUGCUAGGUGGGCAGGAGCAGGGACCGAGCAACGGGAGCUCACCCUGUCGUGGGGAUUCGAACCGCUGACCUUCUGAUCGUUGAGUCCUAGGCUCUGUGGUUUAGCCCACAGCGCCACCCGCGUCCCUUGGCUACCUUACAUUUAUUUCCUCCUCCCGCCAGCCCUGCAGCACAAAUAGCAGCCUGGGGUGUGUGUGAGUGGUUAUGAUUAGCACCAAGGGUUAAAUGCUCAUUUGCCCAGCACCAUUGCUUGGAUCAUGUUGGCAACUUCCUGCACUUGCAUUUCAGUAAUAAACCAAAUAAUCUUGGAAUAGCUCAGUCUGUAGACCAUGCGACUCUUAAUCUCAGGGCCAUGGGUUUGUGUCCCAUGUUGAGUGAAAUAUUCAUGAAUUGCAAGGCGUUGAAAAGAUGACUCUUGCGGCCCCUUCCAAUACAUAGAAUGUUAUUCUGUGAAAUGUUGGGAAAUGCAGUCUCUGAUCUCCAUGCUGUGUGUUGUUUGGCCCUCCCAGAAGAUGCAUUGAUUACAGAGCUUUAUUUCUGGGUUGGGAGUGUCUGCUAUAACUGAACUUUGUUGGAGAACGUUGUCAACAAUGUUGAGAUUUUAACUAUGAAGAAUCUUCUUGUGUUUUUGGCACAGAUUUGUCUCGCAAGUUAACUUGGCAGUCCGGUGCUGUGAGUAAGGCUCAUUUCCACAUCACUAAUUUUAACUGACGUGGCCUCUCUCUCCCUGUCAUGCCAAAAAGUUGCUUUCAUACAAAGGAAUCAAAGGUCCUUUUGAAGUGCGGCACCUCUGUGUUCUUUGCGGCGGCAUUUUCCAGGUCCUGCAAACUGUCAAAGGGGACGGGCAACCAAACAGCUGGGGAAGUCUGCCAGAGAGGACCUUCAUCUUGCAACUGUGCAAAAGCUCUAGGGGUCUGAAAAUUUCUUUGAGGAAGUAGGUUAUAUCUCUUGGAAGUUCCUGGAGAAGAGUAGGCAAGUUAUUUUGCAAUUCAUCUUUAAAGGAAGAGAAAAACCAGUACAAAAUAAGCACCGCUGCACCAAGUCUCGCUUUGACAGGAUUCAGGAAAGAUGCCUUCCGUUUUAGUAUAUUAAUGAGAAUAAGCCUUAGCUUAAGCAUUGCCAUCUGCAACUCCCUCUUUCUUUACCUGACUCCUGUUUCACAGAAGAGAAGAAAGUUUUGUGGGGAAAGACGCAUAAGCCUUACUGGCUGCAAGGAAGAUAUAUAAAUUAAAACAGAUGUUGAUAGUAUAUUUUUUGAAGUGAGUAUUUGAUGCAUUGACUCAUUUAUGCCAUGCAGCCCUGUUAGUGACUUAAGAAUCUAGGAAGUACAGGUGAGCUAUCUAUUUAGGACUGAGAAGAUCAUAUCAAAAUACCCUGAGCUAGAAGGCUACCAAUAGUUUAGUUUGGUAUAUCUGAUGAAAGGUGGUAAUUUUUAAAAAUUAAUUAAUUAAUUAAUAAUUGCAUAUCAUUGUCACAGUUUUGAUGGAUGUAAAAUUUAUACCCCGCCCAUCUGGCUGGGCUUCCCCAGCCACUUUGGGCAGCUUCCAGCAAAAUAUUAAAAAUAUUAAAAUAUUAAAAUACCAUAAAUACAUCAAACAUUAAAAGCUUCCCUAAAUAGGGCUGCCUUCAGAUGUCUUCUAAAAGUCUGGUAGUUGUUCUCUUUGACAUCUGGUGGGAGGGCGUUCCACAGGGCGGCCGCCACUACCGAGAAGGCCCUCUGCCUGGUUCCCUGUAACUUUGUGUCCUUAUUCCAUAAAACUGGUGCAACUUCUCUUCUUGCAGAGUGGUUUUUGAAUUUAUAACAAUGACGGCCAGAAACUUUAUUACUGAAAACUGCAUUUGUUGGUGUUCCAACAAGAGCUAUUGAAAAGUAUUUUGGGAGCCUCACGAUACCUCUGAAGGCAAUGGAGUGAAUAGAAGGCUUUCUGAAUGUCCCCUAGUAGAUGCUAAUCCAGCAACCUCCAGCUACGUUAGUUACUCUACUGUCGUUUAAGACAUUGGCCGGGUUGGCAUGUUAUAUUAAACCAUAGUUAAUGUUCAACAGCGGUUUAAUGUUAAAGAGCAGUGUGAUGGUUCUGCUCAAAAGUCCCAUCUUUGCUCCUCUCUCAGCUUCUGGCUGUGCCAGGAGCAGCAAACAGCAGGCUUGUUGUGCUGUCCGAACCUGGGUUCAUGGUUUGUUCCUCUCCAAAACAAACCAUGGAGUGACCAACAUUUCCUCUUGGCUUAUUGCUCAUAGAUUGUUUGGGGGGGGGGGGAAGAAACCAUGAGCUGGGUUGGCACAACACACCGGGCCGAGGUUUGUGGCAGCUGUUCCCAGCAGGAGAGGAGUGGAGCCGGGAGUUUUGAACAGCCUGCACCAGCCUGCUCCUUGUUCAUGUUAACACCAUAGUUAAAUGUUAACUGUAGCUUCAUGCAGGGUGGAGAAUAUUUUGCUCCCAUCAGUCCCAGACAGCAUGGCCCAUGGCCAGGGAUGAUGGGAGUUGUAGUUCAGCAACAUCAGGAGAGCCAGAUGUUUUAAUGUGACAUUUGACCAUGGCAAAGGAUUUAUGUUUGUGCAGUGUGCCUUCUCUGUCCCUCCCUCCCUCUGUGCAUGUCUUCUUCAAAUCUGUUCCAGAAAGUUGGGGGGAACCCCCAGAACAGAUUUAAGGAGAUGGAGAAAGUCCUGUGGCACAAGCAUAAAUCCUCUCUCUGACAGGACAGUCGCUUAGUGCUCUGUUGGAUAUAACCUGUUUAUUUGGAGAGUACAGUGGUACCUCUGGAUAUGAAUGGAAUCCGUUCCAGAGCCCCGUUCGCAUCCUGAAGUAAACGUAAGACGCGUCUGCGUGUGCACGGGUUGCGUUUUGCCGCUUCUGCGCAUGCGCGUGACGGCAUUUUGAGCAUCUGCGCACGCGCGAGUGGCGAAACCUGGAAGUAACGCGCUCCGUUACUUCCGUGUCGCCGCGGAGCGCAAUCCAAAAAUACUUAACUUGAAGCUACUUCAACCCGAGGUAUGACUAUAAUGUUGUUGGCGCCCAUCUGUCUCGAGAAAAAAUCACAUGCUCCGGCAGGGGUGAAGCCAAACAGCUACAUUAGCAGUACAGUGGUACAUCAGUUUAGAGAGGCUUCAGGUUACGGACUCCGCUAACCCAGAAAUAGUACCUCAGGUUAAGAACUUUGCCUCAGGAUGAGAACAGAAAUUGCAUGGCGGCGGCGCGGUGGCAGCGGGAGGCCCCAUUAGCUAAAGUGGUACCUCAGGUUAAGAACAGUUUCAGGUUAAGAAAGGACUUCCAGAACGAAUUAAGUUCUUCACCCGAGGUACCACUGUACUGAAAUGACCUCUCUGGACCGCAAGCCUGGGCAGUGCGUAUGGGCUGCCCAAAUGACAAGCCCCGCCCCCUCACCCUUACUAACAUGGUCCAAAAGAAAGCAGAGCAAUACGUUUGGCACCAGCUUGUCUACAGGAGUUGCCAGAAGGAGGCAGCCAUCUUAGGGACUCCACUCUGGAUUUGUGUAGGGUUUACUCCUUAGCCUUUUCUUCUCCCAAAGAUAUCCCACAAGGCAUUGCAGGUUUAGGAUCAGCCCCAUCUGCAAAACUUCCUUAUGAAUAAACAUGCAUAACAUUGUGCUUUAAUGUUCUCUUGUGCGACUUCUAUAUAGUUAGACCACGCAAGUCCUUGAAACAUGAAAAAUUACGUGUGAAGUGUUGGGGCAUUCCAGUUGUCUCAUAACUGGGUUUGUAGAUCAGCCUGUAACAUUGGUCUUUAUCUGACAUUUACCUACCAUAUCUUGUAUUGAUAACCAUAAAACUCUGUAUGUACAUUAAGGAGCUUCUGACAUCCUUUGCUUUUGUUCUGUUGGUUCAAGCAAUGUUAACCUGGAUUUUGCUAAUUAGAAAAAGAAGAAGAAGCUGUGUUUGAGAGAACGUGGUUUGUAUAAGCAUCGCUUACAAGGUUGACCAUGGCCAUAAUUUCUGAAAAACGCUCUUUUGCUCACGGUUAGCACUUGAGUGUAAACAGUUUCACAAGAGCAAAUCUAUUGAGGUUGUUUUCAUUAGACUGUCUGUCUAUUCUUGGAAUGUCUGAAAUGUCCUAACAUCUGCUGACAGUAAAUUGUGCAUGCAUGGUUUUCAACAUUGGCCUCAGAUCACAAACAAUAAGUCCAGUGUAAGAAUCUAUUAUAAUACUGAGCAAAUAAAUUGUUCUGAAAACAAGAGAGCAGAAAAGAAAACAUCCCUUAACACUCUCUCUUAACAUGUGGUUUUGGGGUGGGGUUUUUUUGCUACAGAUUUUACAUUGGCUCCUUUUAAUCAGGUUGCUUCAAUGAACAUUUUCGUCGUGUUACCGUAUUUUUCGCUCUAUAAGACGUACCAGACCACAAGACGCACCUAGUUUUGGGAGGAGGAAAACAAGAAAAAAAAAUAUUCUGAAUCUCAGAAGCCAGAACAGCAAGAGGGAUCACUGCGCAGCGAAAGCAGCGAUCCCUCUUGCUGUUCUGGCUUCUGGGAUAGCUGUGCAGCCUGCAUUCACUCCAUAAGACGCACACACAUUUCCCCUUACUUUUUUGGAGGGAAAAAGUGAGUCUUAUAGAGCAAAAAAUACGGUAAUUUGGAGGUUAGUGAUUCCCCCACCCCACCCCCAGCUUAAAGAUCACUAUGUGGAAACAUUGUUUUUUGUUGUAUACCUGGUAGGGUGGCAUUUUUUCUGGCCUGGUAAGCAAUGUUCUAGGCAAAAUUAUGCCAUCUCUUCUUAUUGAAAAACAUGCUUUCAUGCCUAUUUAGUAUUAAAACACCCGUGUGCCGACUCACAUUUUCUGCAUGCAUUCCCAAUUGGCUUCAUAAACAUUCACAGGGGAUCAAGAUUUCAUGCUUAAUCCAGCAAAUAUUUAAGCUGCGAAAAAGGAAAUCUUCGUGUGUCCCACCACAUUUGUGUUGCACAAACUGAUAAGCAAAUUAUUGUUACCUACUUUAUGUGAAGAUCCCUUACUUUUGGUCAGUGAUCUGAAGAACCAUCUAUCUCUACCUCUACCUCUACCUCUAUCUCUAUCUCGCUUGGACUACUGCAAUGCGCUCUACGUGGGGCUACCUUUGAAGGUGACCCGUAAACUACAAAAAUCCAGAAUGCGGCAGCUAGACUGGUGACUGGGGGCGGCUGCCGAGACCACAUAACACCGGUCCUGAGAGAUCUGCAUGGGCUCCCAGUACGUUUCCGAGCACAAUUCAAAGUGUUGGUGUUGACCUUUAAAGCCCUAAAUGGCCUCGGCCCAGUAUAUCUGAAGGAGCGUCUCCACCCCCAUUGUUCUGCCCGGGCGCUGAGGUCCAGUGCCGAGGGCCUUCUGGCAGUUCCCUCAUUGCGAGAAGCAAAGCUACAGGGAACCAGGCAGAGGGGCUUCUUGGUAGUGGCGCCCGCCCUGUGGAACGCCCUCGCACCAGAUGUCAAAGAGAUAAACAACUACCUGACAUUCAGAAGACAUCUUAAGGCAGCCCUGUUCAGGGAAGUUUUUAGUGUAUGACACCUUAGUGUAUUUUUGGUCUUUGUGGAAGCCGCUCAGAGUGGCUGGGGAAACUCAGCCAGAUGGGUGGGGUACAGAUAAGUUGUUGUUGUUGUUGUUGUUGUUGUUAUCUCUAUCUCUAUCAUUACUAGCUCAUUCAGUAGAGCAUGAGUCUCUUAAUUCCAGGGUCGUGGGUUUGAGUCCCACAUUGGGCAAAAGAUUCCUGUAUUCCGGAGGGUUGGACUAGAUGACCCUUGUGGUCCCUUCCAGCACUACAAUUCUUUUAUUAUUCUCUGAACUUGUGCCCUGUUUGCCUGAUGCUUUAUUGUCAUUAUUGCUUUUCUUCCAAAAUACUGAAUGCAUCAUUCAUCCAAAGUUAAUACCUUUCCAAUUAAUUUCAAAGGGAAAAUUUAAGAACACGUUUAAUUCUUUCUUGUACUUUGGAAAGGUUAAAAGUGCUGGGUUAUGCCCUGUGAUUUAGCGCUUUCCCUGUAUCAUUUGACAAAUGAUCCUAUGCCCAUGGUUGGUGAAACCAGAUUCCCUUCUUGGUUGUUGAUAAUUCAGGCAGAAUUGAAGAAGGAAACCAUGAAACGACUCAAAGGAAGGAGGCAUGAAAUCACUACUAAUCGUUCCCUUGAAUCCAUGCUAAGACUUGUUUUUAAAUUACAGAAGUGGCAGAGAGCAAUAGUGUAGCAUGCCUAGAACUAAUUCCGGCUGCUUGUUUUAGCAACAGACCAUUACUUUAAAUCAGCGCUGCAGCUGGUUCUCAGUUGGGUAGAGCAUUGUGCUGAUAGUGCCAGGCUCACAGGUCUCUGUAUGGGACAGCUGCAUAUCCCUAAGUUGGACUUAGUUGAUCAUCAGGGUCUCUUCCAACUCUACAGUUCUAUGAUUCUGUGAUAAAAGUGCUGUAGCUGCUGUCACGGUGUGUCUGCCAUUGACAGCAAAAGCAGAGGUGACAGUACUCUGUAUCAGUGACACACACAAAAAAGAACUGGUUAAAACGGUGCAGGUCUGACAAUGGGGACUUUCCCCCAUUUUUAAAUUGAUUUUUCUUAAAUAUGACAUUUCUGGUUCUGGAUGUGUAAAAGCUGUGAAGAACGAGAAAGCAAGAAAUAGCUUGGUUGCAGCCUUGGAAACUUCCAUUGUUCUAGGUGUGUUUUGAGACAGGGAACUUCAUUAAUGCAAGCAGUUUCUGAGCUCUGGGUGCAGUGCAGUGGUACCUCAGUUUAAGAACAGCCCUGUUUACGAACUAUUCAGUUUAUCAACUCCGCAAAACCGGAAGUAGUGUCCAGGGCCGUCUUAAGUAUAUCCGGCGCCGUGGUACAAAGAUCCUUCCCCCCCCCCCCAUUUCCCAGAGUUGCAGACCUUUUUAUGGCUCUGCUGGCAGCUUUGCAUGGCUGGAGGAGGCUGGAGGGCAGCUCCUCUGGCGGGGAAGGGGAGGCUCCGGGUGUGGUGCUGCUUCAGCAAGGCGGGUGAGGGCAGCGAGCUGAUGCCAGGAAGAAAAGUUUGGAUUUGAUAUUCCGCCUUAUCAUUACCCGAAGGAGUCUCAAAGCGGCUAACAUUCUCCUUUCCCUUCCUCGCCCACAACAAACACUCUGUGAGGUGAGCGGGGCUGAGAGACUUCAAAGAAGUGUGACUAGCCCAAGGUCACCCAGCAGCUGCAGGUGGAGGAGCGGGGAAGCGAAUCCGGUUCACCAGAUUACGAGUCUACUGCUCUUAACCACUACACCACACUGGCUCUCCGCGUCCACCCUCCACCUCUUCCCUGGCGACCUGCAGAACUUGGUGCCUCAUGCCACUUGCCGCUAUGGGCAAGACGCCCCUAGUAGCGUCCCAGUCUGAGAACUUUACCUUGGUCUAAGAACGGAAUCCAACUGGUAGAAAGGCACCGGUGAUGGGAGGCCUCAUUAGGGAAAGUGCACCUUGGUUUAAGAACGGACUUCCAGAAUGGAUUAAGUUCGUAAACUGAGGUACCACUGUACUGUGCCUAAGAUUUCAGAUUAAAACUGCCACUGCUGGAACGAAAGGAGGACCUUUUUCUGCCUCCCCACUUCCAGUCACUCUCCGAAGAUUGGAGAAAGGACCCUCAUAAGAAUAUUAGGGGGCGGAGGUGGGCAGGGGAAGUAUGGCUUUGGGUUUUUUUGGCAGUCUUCAAAUGAGGACUAGACCAUGUAAAAAAUGAACGUAAGAUUUUAGCUGCAGUUCAUUCAUUUCCAGCUUUGUAUUCUUGUUAUAAAAAAGUACGCCCAGGCAUUCUGUCAUUGCGCCCCUAACCUUGGUUUAAGGUGCCAUUUAGCUCCCAGCUUUCAUAUCUCAGUUUCUAACACUGCUCAGUCGGUAAGAGCAGGAGACUCUUAAUCUCAGGGUUGUGGGUCUGAGCCCCACGUUGGAGAAAAGAUUCCUGCAUUGGACUUAGAUGAUCUUUGCCAUCCCUUCCAGCUCUGUGAUCCUGUGUGCUAGCAUCUGUUGUCUACUGCGGGUGAGAUCAGAUAAGGUAGACAUGUGAAAGGGAAUGGGUCCAAAGAUGAUUUUCAAGCGAAAGGCAAUCAUAGUACCGUGACAGAGGAAAGGAACCAGGGGUGGCUGAAAAAGAGCAGCCUGCCAUGUAAUUAUGCACACGCUUACUUUGCAAAAUUUAUUGCAUUGGGAUGUUGUGGCGGCCCUUUGCGUAGAUGGCUUCUAAGUGAAAUUCUUAGAGGAUAAGUCUAGUGGCAGCUACUAGCCACGAGAACUGAACGGAGCCUCCUUUUUCCAGAGGCCGUGUUUUUCUGAAUGCCAUUUGCUGGAGGCAAAUACCACAGGAUGGCUGCUCCCUCAAACGACUCUGACCUUUCUUCCUUGCUGGCUCUUAAAUGGGACUGCUGCUUCCUUCAAAUCCCUCCUCCAAUUUUAACCUUUUGUAUAAAGCCUUUGGCACAGCUCCCCAGUUCCCAAGCCGAGCUGCAUUUUUUAUGCCUGUGAACAAGCCCAUAUAACUGAAACAACUGCACAUCCUUUCCCUUUUACCCUUGCCUCCUUUCCCCUCGAUUUCUCCUGCGUUGGGUUUUAGAUUGCAAACUGCCCUAUUCUGCUCCUUAAAUUGAUGGUGGCAUAUUAAUCUCUUGUCGCGCUCUCUCUGCUUCCGGACUUCCCAGCUGGUGUGUCUGGUCUCUCUGGGUCUUUAGUCCGAUCCAGCAAUGCAGUUAUGUGUGGUUCUGUGGGCGAUAUUGGACCUGUCCCAUUGCAACCUGUAUUUCUGAUACGGUGUGUAAUACUCCCAUUUUUCAGUUUAGAAGAUGUGUACAGUGGUACCUUGGUUCUCAAACUUAAUCCGUUCCAGAGUCCGUUCCAAAACCAAAGCGUUCCAAAACCAAGGUGUGUUUUCCUAUAGAAAGUAUCCGUUCCAGACUUUUAAAAACAACCCCUAAAGCAGCAAUUUAACAUGGAUUUUACAAGACCCUUGAUCCAUAAAAUGAAAGCAAUAAUCAAUGUACUGUACAGUGGUACCUUUUCUUUAACAUUUUCAUUAUAUUCUUUAUAUCCUGCCCUUUGUCCCAGAAGGGAGAAUGGGGUGGCUAACCACUUAAAACAAUACGUUAAUUAUAAAAAACUUUUAAACCACAAACUGAUCUUCAUCAGCUGCCAAAGAGUGUGGUGGAGUCUCCUUCUUUGGAGGUCUUUAAAGCAGAGGCUUGACAACCAUAUGUCAGGAGUGCUCUGAUGGUGUUUCCUGCUUGGCAGGGGGUUGGACUCGAUGGCCCUUGUGGUCUCUUCCCACUCUAUGAUUCUACCUUGGGUUACAUACGCUUCAGGAUACAUACGCUUCAGGUUACAGACUCUGCUAACCCAGAAAUAUUACCUCGGGUUAAGAACUUUGCUUCAGGAUGAAAACAGAAAUUGUCCAGCGGCGGUGCAGCGGCAGCAGGAGGCCCCAUUAGCUAAAAUGGUACCUCAGGUUAAGAACAGUUUCAGGUUAAGAACAGACCUCCAGUUCUUAACCCGAGGUACCACUGUACUAUAAAAUAAAUAAGACAGUAUUGUAGAUGAUAAAAAUAAAAAUUAAUUUUUUUUCUUCCCUGCACUGAUGAUAGUCAUUGUUUGGAUGAGGGGCUUUUAUCCAUUUCCGCAGUCACAUAAUCAAUCAAUCAAUCAGUAGCUGAACUGGGUUCCACACAGUCACAAAAACAAAUUAACAGAAAAAGCCUCAAAAACAAAAGUGUAAAACUUAAUCCGUUCCGGAAGUCCGUUUGACUUUCAGAAUGUUCAAAAACCAAGGUGCAGCUUCUGAUUGGUGCAGGUGCUCUGGAAACAAUAGCUGACAGCCGCAUUGGACGUUCGGCUUCCGGAAAACGUUCAAAAACCAGAACACUUACUUCCGGGUUUUAAGACGUUUGAGAACCAAAGCAUUUGAGUACCAAGGCGUUUGAGAACCAAGGUACCACAGUAUAGCUAAAUAUUGGUAUACGGUGAUAGCACUGCUGACUCCCUGAUCUAGCCAUUUUGUGUUUUCUUCUGAGUCAGGUGAUUUACCCACAUCAAAAGCAACCACCGCCCUCCCUCAAAAAUACAUUUCUGUUUUAAUUCUGUGCAUAUCUCAUUGGGGGAAAGCUUUCUAUGGCCUGAGGCACACACAGUGUGGCUGCCACAUGGAGCCUUUCUUUAAUUGCUAUGCACAACGGCGGUCUCCACGCAGGGGACUAGUUAGGUUCAGCAACCCACUUACACAUCAGAUUAUUUUAUUUUCCUACAUGUAUUUCACAUAAUGGCAUUGUCCCGUUUUAUCCACUGCCCCCACCCCAAAAUAAAUUGGUGGUAUGCAGAAACCCACAAGAUCUCCACAAUAGGCCGCGGCUUGCAAACUGCCUCUCCACCCGUAGAACCCACAAACAACUGAGAUGCUUUUAAAAAGCAAACUCUCUGCGGUGUUUAUGUAAUGCAUCGGCCUUCCGCCCCACAACACAAGGUGUUUUUGUUUCAAAACCAGUUGAGUGUGGAAAGAGAUUUACUAUUGAUUGUUUAUCUAGUGGGAUGUCCUUAAAUAAACGGCUCUGAAUAGCGAAAGACUCAAUUUCUACUUUGCAUUUAAGUUCUUGGCACACGAGAAGAACAAGGAAGGAAACUCCCUUUUAGUAGUUGCUCAGAUUACACCUGGAGAUACAUAGGAAUCAGAUUUCCUUAAUAUACCUUUUGAAAUCCCCCCCCCCUUUUCUGGGAAUUACUUGAAUCAGCAGUUUGUGCAAAGCCAGCCGCUUUUAGGAUUAAUAGUAACCACUGCGGUGAGCAGGAGAGAAUUCCUCUGACCCAACGUACUUCGCUCAGAAAAAGUCUUACCGUAUUUUUUGCUCUAUAAGACUCACUUUUUCCCUCCUAAAAAGUAAGGGGAAAUGUGUGUGCGUCUUAUGGAGCGAAUGCAGACUGCGCAGCUAUCCCAGAAGCCAGAACAGCAAGAGGGAUUGCUGCUUUCACUGUGCAGCGAUCCCUCUUGCUGUUCUGGCUUCUGAGAUUCAGAAUAUUUUUUUUCUUGUUUUCCUCCUCCAAAAACUAGGUGCGUCAUGUGGUCUGGUGCGUCUUAUAGAGCAAAAAAUACGGUACAUAUAAGCAAAUACCUGGGAACAAUUGGUUUAGUCUUCCUUCGAGAGUGUGCGAUUGCAACCAAGGUUUUCAGUUGGUAGCAAUUCUAUAACUUUACGAGGUUGACCUCUUAACUCCCCUCUCUGGCUUCUCUGAACGGUGACCUUUGGCCAUUUCCAGGAGGCCUUGUAGAAAAAUGUACUUGGACUUCAGCACCACUGAGGGGUUUGUAAGACAUGCCUCUUAGCAGAGCAAGAGCUCGUGACAUAUUCAUGUUCUUCCCACAAUGCACACGUUUUUACAGUUGUUGCAUCAGAUGAGUAUUUGUACACUUAUCCGAGAGAUGUGAGCCUUAGACUACUGCCCAGGGUGUCUCCUCCAUGUCCCCUUCUCUUCUGAUGUGAGGUGAGUGGCAGUUUGGACAGGGCCUUCUCUGCAAUGGGACCCCAGUAGUUGAAUGCCUUCUCCAGGUUGGCUCGCCUGGUGGCAACUCUCUGUUUGCUUUUAAUUUGCCGAAGCGUUUUAGUGCAAAUUCUCAGAUUGGCGGGGUUUUACGCUGGGGUUUUUCUGUCGGUUUUUGGUUGUACUGCUGUUUUUAAAAUAAUGUUUGUGCUUUUAAAUUGUGCAGUGCUCUGAAAGUCUCAGCGCAAACAGCCCUUUAUAAAUGUUUGUAAAAACAAGCUUGUGAAUACUCCGUCCAUCAUUCCCAUGAAGUACUUUUGAUUUAUGUAUCAUCAACAUCGGUAUUGUUUUGUGUGGAAAUGCGUCCUGACCCAAUUCUACUGGAAUUUGCCCAAAAUGGACCCCCGCAAAGUGCCACACACAGUGGUUUUUCCCCUUAAAAAAAGAAAUUUAGAGGCACUCUCAUUUUGACCCAAGAAAAUCACCAUUUUAUAGUUCAAAUCGGGGAAAAUAAAUACAAUAAAUGGACAAAAGUACAAAGAUUCACAAAAUGUUUAGGGGUAUGCGUACCCCUGUGUCCCGCCAGAAAAAAAGCACUGGCCACACGUUUAUACAUUAUAUGGUACGUGGCUGAAACAAACAAACAAAAGAGGGAAAUUAUUUCAAAGUUUUGCUCACCAGUCUUCCUAACUUUUGGCUUAAAUCUGUUAUGUCUGUCUUAGUUUCCUCUGUUCCUUUCUGGUUCCCUGCAUCUAUUUUGGAUUGUAAGCUCCUUUGCGUAGGAAUCCAUCAAACCCGUUCUCUGUACUGCAUCAUGUACAUAGAUGACGCGAUAUGAAUAAACAAUAGGAUCACAACUUUUCUACUCAUGUUCUCUGAUGUUUGUAUGUUUCCUUAGCUGUCUCCCUAUUGUUUCGUAUCAAGUUUAAACUUCUUAUUUUAACCUUUUAAGGCUCUUUAUAUUCUUGCUUCUUCUUAUCUAUAUCUGUUCAUCAGGCCCUAAUCUUAUUAAAUCACCACUAUCUUGGGCUGUUUCUGUCUCCCUGCCUUCUCUCUUGUGUGGAAAUCUCCCUGCCUCUCCCUCUGAUAUUCACCUUGCCGCCUCUUUUAUUUUUGCCUUGCUUUAAGAAAUUAUUAAAAAUGCAUAUUCUCUCUGUUGCAUUUCUUUCUUGAUGUUCUAUUAAAAAAAAACCUCCCUACUCCUAAAAUAUAUUAACUCUUCUCUCUUUUCUUUUCAUUCUCCCUAGUACAAUUCUCCUUUUUUUUCUUUCUUAACUUCCUUCUUCUUUUAGAUUGUCAAUCAUAUGGACUGGGAUUUAUUUUAAAAAAAGAUGUUACGUUUGUACAGCAUUAGUGCACAUUGGAUAUUUUUAUAAAUCCUUAUGAUGAUAGCAACAAAAUGUGCCCUAAUAUACCGUAUUUUUCCGUCUAUAAGACGCCCCCAUGUAUAAGACGCCCCCUAUUUUUGGGGACCCCGAUUUAAGAAAAUGGGGGAGGGGGAGAUACUAUCCAUGUAUAAGACGAGCCCAGAUUUUGAACAUUAUUUUAAAAACAUAGUCUUAUACAUGGAAAAGUAUGGUAAAAGAAAGUCUAGUAGUGGGUUUUUUGGUGGGGAGGGGGACUUCCUGGAUAAGGUGUCUUGCUCAGAUCAUAAGGUAUAAUAUUGAUGUUGGCUUCAUCUUCUGCCUGGGUCUCUUCUGCAUCUUCUCUGCCCUUGGAACAAAGACCAGACUAGAUUUCAGCUCCACCCCACCCCCCGGGCAUUUUAAAUGUGCAUUUAGCUAACGUAAUGCAAGAUGACGAGCAAAACGUUGCAACAACAUGCUGAAAACGGAGGACUCUCACCCAGGAAUUGAAGGUGAAUUCCACAAGCCUCUUUUACAACCUAAAGAACAUGUAAGAACUUCCCAAACCUUCCGUGGAAUCCAGUUGACCCUGAAAGAAACACAGAAUGCUGAUGCUGCAAGUAGGCUGAGAGGGAUUACAAUAUUCACUAACACUCUCAGCGCGACAAAUGUGGACUCGGAGCCAUUACAUAAGAACCAGUCUACUUACAUCCUUGUUGGCUAAACAGAUAUGAAUCCUGACAACUUCAGCCUCACGCCCCAAAGAAGGAAAACAAAGGAUGCAACUGCAAUGACGAACAGCACCCAAGGUGCCCCAGACAAAGUAUGAACCAAGAUUGCCUGUUCCUUCUGGGUGACCUCGGCAUAUGACUGUAACUUGGAAUUUCUUCCAAAGAACUUUGUGAUUCUUAACUACAUAACUACUGUAUUUUUCACUCCAUAAGACGCACCUGACCAUAGGGCGCACUUAGUUUUUAGAGGAGGAAAACAAGAAAAAAAUAUUCUGAACGAAACGGUGGAUGUAUGAUAAUGUGGUUCAUGCUGUGGCCACAGACAUGUGAUUUGACAGUGAGUUUGCGGUAGCCCAGUGCAAAAAUCCUGAGGAUCCAUGUGGAUCCGUGCUUUGUAACCAUGUUUUUGUGCCAUUGUGGCUUCCCUUAUCUCUCUUCCUGAUCGCUUGCCGAUCAGCUGCUUCCUUUCAACACUCCCUUCCCUCUUGUUUGCCAUAGUGUCUUUUCCUUAACUGGAGCAAUUUUUUGCUCCUCCUUUUCUUCAAAUUUCUCUCCUCAUUGCUUUAGUCUUCCUGCCUCCUCUCCUUGCAAGUUCGCUGUCUUUACCUCCCUGCUCCCAGGCAGCCUCCUUUAUUGCUAGCGUCCCUUAUCUCCCUCCCAAUCGCUGGCCGAUCAGCAGCUUUGUUUCAACACCCACUUCCCUCUUUUUUUAUUAUUUUUUAAAAAAGCAUGAUCUGCUUUUCGCCCUGGGCAAUUCGGCUCCAGGAACCACGCAUUCACUCCAUAAGACGCACAGACAUUUCCCCUUACUUUUUAGAAAGAAAAAAGUGCGUCUUAUGGAGCGAAAAAUACGGUACUUCAGUCUUCAAGUAAGGGAUGACAUGAUAGAAUGCACUCCCUACAAAACAUAGAAAAUUUAGCAUUUAGGGAGAAAGCUGGGCUAGAGCCCUUCACCCUGACAUUGUAGCCCUGUUGAGAUGUUCACCUGAGCAUCUCUCUCUCUCUCUCUGUAUGUGUGUGUGAAGUUUCUGUCUACUCAGUCCCUAGACUCUCCCUGCGCAACAUGAGAAGGUUGAGCCUGAUGCCUAUGGGGGGUGGAUGUACAUGGGGGUCGGGCUUGUGUGUGUGCUCUUGGCCCCAUGCGCACUUUUAAACUGCAUUUUGGGGCAAAUGCGUGAACAUGGCACUAGUGUCCUGUGUAAGGUAAAGGUAAAGGACCCCUGACCAUUAGGUCCAGUCCUGACCGACUCUGGGGUUGUGGCGCUCAUCUCACUUUAUUGGCCGAGGGAGCCGACGUACAGCUUCCGGGUCAUGUGGCCAGCAUGACAAAGCCCCUUCUGGCGAACCACAGCAGCGCACGGAAACGCCGUUUACCUUCCCACCAGAGCGGUACCUAUUUAUCUACUUGCACUUUGAUGUGUUUUCGAACUGCUAGGUUGGCAGGAGCUGGGACCGAGUGAUGGGAACUCACCCCGUCAUGGGGAUUCGAACCGCCGACCUUCUGAUCGGCAAGUCCUAGGCUCUGUGGUUUGACCCACAGCGCCACCCGCGUCCCCAGUGUCCUGUGUACAGAAUUUUAAUAUGGAGGUGAAUUCACAUAGGCUAGCGCCCCCACCUUCUCAUAGUUUGAAAUGUUAUAGCACAGACACAGGUUUAGGCCCGAGUGUGCAAUAGAUAGCAGUUUUAAAGCCCACAAUAGGAUAGAAGUUGUCAGCUUUUGCUUUGAAGGAUGGAAGGUGAUGAAAAACGGUUGGGGGGAGGUGGCUGCAGCGGCAAGGAGUCUUGUAGAAAGCAGUUGGAGAGACACCAAAUGGAGAGAAUCCUAUGCGUUGCAGGAAAGGCUCUGUCACAAAUGCUCAGUUAUCUUCUGACACACCAUUGCUUGCUUUCUGUUACAUUGAUGGCUUGAUCAACAAACAUGACCAAUCCACAUUCUUUAAGGCUCCUGGAAAGUCAGGCACGUCGUCAAUGAUUGUAAAUUGUGUGACUGUAGAUGAAUGUUUUCUUCCAAAGCCAUGGAACUCUGUCAGUCAUGUUUUGCCCCCCCCCCUUCUUUCCCUUGUGUUGUGUUCAGCUGAAUGAGAUUGACAUUGUUAGGUGUUAGGUGGUGAAACAGUUGUCAAUCAAAAGAUCUGAAAUAAGACAAAAGAAAUGUCAUGGAGAUAUAUAUAUAUAUAUCCCCUAAGUUCAUGAUUUUUUGGUGCAAUUCGCCAACUGUCUUUUUCAAGUUGUAAGAAUGCCUUUCAAACAAUAAUUGGAUUUUUUAGACAUAGCUGACAGCAGGCAAGAUGACAGCUUUUCCACCCUACUUGGGACUAAGGUGAUCUGUGCUGCAGAUACGGAAGUUAUUCAUUCAGGGAUAUUAACAGAAAAGUCACUUGAGAGCAGUCACAAAGAUGUACUGAAGGUAUGGUUUUUCUUCUUGGAUCACAUUUGUCCUUCAAGAAACUGUGGUCAAAAAAACAUCAAGACAGUUGAGAUUGCUUAAAACGGGGAGAAAAACUCUAGAUGUACAAAUGUAUAACUAAACGUUGGGCUGCCGUCUAAAAACACAUUCCAGUCCAUCUCUGUGGCAGCUCUUGCAAACUAACUGGAUAUCUUACUGUGAAAACAUUUUAGUUGGUCUUGCCUCAUUUUCCAGGAAUGCAAAUGUGAAGUCAUUUGCCAGCUAUGAAAGGGCUUAGAAAGUCCUCAUUUCAUUGGAUACAACAGAAAAGGUAGAAAAGGAGGCAGCAACAAAACUGUUAUCGUUGAUGAAUGAACUUACGCUUGAUGCAUUUUCAGAUGUCUCAUGGCAACAAUCUAAGAGAUCAAUGGUGGUUCACCUCUUCCAUGUGCUUCUGUCAUGACAGCCGAAGAUUCAGCAUAGAAAUAUAACUGAUGCACUUGUCAUAGGAUUGUAUCGCUGGAAGGAACCCUCGGGGUCAUCUAGUCCAACCCCCUGCAAUGCAGGAAUCUUGACUCAAGCAUCCAUGGCAGAUGGCCAUCCAACCUCUGCUUAAAAACCUCCAAGGAAGGAGAGCUCGCAACCUCCCAAGGAAGUCCGUUCCCUCUUGAAUAGCUCUUACCAUCACAAAGUUCUUCCUGAGGUUAAGUCGGAAUCUCCUUUCUUGUAACUUGAAUCUAUUGGUUUGGUCCUAGCCUCCGGAGUAGGAGAAAAUAAUCUUGCUCCAGGCGACAGCCCUUUAGAUAUUUUGUACCAGUGUGACCAUUGGCCUAUUCCCACCUGCUCACCACAAAACGGCUGGGAAUUAGUUUAUGCAAAACACUUUCCGUGCUGAUUCAAGACCGCAGUGUUAGAAAUUCAGAUAUACAGCGGUACCUCGGGUUACAGAUGCUUCAGGUUACAGACUCUGCUAACCCAGAAAUAGUACCUUGGGUUAAGAACUUUGCUUCAGGAUGAGAACAGAAAUCGUAUUUUGGGACUACAAUUCCCAUCAUCCCUGACCACUGCUUCUGUUAGCUAGGGAUGAUGGGAGUUGUAGUCCCAAAACAUCUGGAGGGCUGAGUUUGGCCACCACUGCUUUACAGUGUAGUCUACCUUGCCCAAAGGUGAGCUAGCAGGUCAUGCUUAGACCUUGCCAUGGAGAUACAGUGGUACCUCGGGUUACAUACGCUUCAGGUUACAUACGCUUCAGGUUACAGACUCCACUAACCCAGAAAUAUUACCUCAGGUUAAGAACUUUGCUUCAGGAUGAGAACAGAAAUCGUGCGGCAGUAGUGCGGCGGCAGCGGGAGGCCCCAUUAGCUAAAGUGGUACCUCAGGUUAAGAACAGUUUCAGGUUAAGAACGGACUUCCAGAACGAAUUAAGUUCUUAACCCGAGGUACCAUUGUAUAACCUAAUCGCCAAAUGGCACCUUAAACUUAUGGUCACCACAAUGGAGUGUCUAGGCGCCUUUUUUUUUACAGUGGGGUUUAUUAUUAUUAUUUCAUUUAUAUACCACUUUAUAUUUUAAAGACCAACAAUCUUAUGGGAAGUCAUCUAUGUCCUGCCGGUCCUAAUUGUGGACACACACAACACAUACAGACAGAUGCUGCUGCUGCUGCUUAAAACAGCAGGGAACAUUCCUCAGUACCAGAAAAAAUAUUCAUAGUAGUCACACAACAUUCACACACAUUUCACAGAAAUCUCUUAGGAGGUACCUGCACCUUCUGUUCCAUAAUAACCAUAUUUCUAGGAGAACUACAUAUAAAUUAAAGGUAAAGGGACCCCUGACCAUUAGGUCCAGUCAUGACCGACUCUGGGGUUGUGCCACUCAUCUCGCUUUAUUGGCCGAGGGAGCCGGUAUACAGUUUCCGGGUCAUGUGGCCAGCGAACCAGAGCAGCGCACGGAAACGCCGUUUACCUUCCCGCUGGAGUGGUACCUAUUUAUCUACUUGCACUUUGACGUGCUUUCAAACUGCUAGGUUGGCAGGAGCAGGGACAGAGCAACGGGAGCUCACCCCGUCGCAGGGAUUCGUACCGCCAACCUUCUGAUCGGCAAGUCCUAGGCUCUGUGGUUUAACCCACAGCGCCACCCGCGCCCCUAGAACUACAUAUAGACUACCUUUAAAAAAUAACGAAAGCUCCUAUUCUGGGGCACUAGAUUUAGUGACCCCCCCUGAGGCAGAGUAAGCUCUGGUCCCUUCUGAACUUGGUUGGAGGGAAAGGGAUGAUUCCCACCUUCUUUCUUUCUGGCAUGCUAUAUUUGGGUCUGCCAGGAGAGGAACAUGGAGCUCCUUCCUUCCUUGUCAGUGCUCAUGAGAUCCUUACUCAUGGAGCGGCUGGCUCAUCUGUACAAAGGCUGUUAGUCAUGGGGACUCAGUUUGGAGUCAAGGGAACAGGAUGAUGGGAAUAACUGAGUGGCACUUGAGUUCUGGGGCUUCCCCUGCUCCCUUCUCAGCCCUCUUCCUCCAUCUCCUCUCCCCUACCCUGGACAUUUCCCUUUCAGUAUUGGCAAGGUAAAGGUUUCCCUGAAAUCGUACACCAUGGGUAGGCAAACUAAGGCCCGGGGGCCGGAUCUGGCCCAAUCGCCUUCUAAAUCUGGCCCACAGACGGUCCGGGAAUCAGCGUGUUUUUACAUGAGCAGAUUGUGCCAUUUUAUUUAAAAUGCAUCUCUGGGUUAUUUGUGGGGCCUGCCUGGUGUUUUUACAUGAGUAGAAUGUGUGCUUUUAUUUAAAAUGCAUCUCUGAGUUAUUUGUGGGGCAUAGGAAUUUGUUCAUCCCCACCCAUAAAGUCCAGCCCCCCACAAGGUCUGAGGGACAGUGGACUGGUCCCCUGCUGAAAAAGUUUGCUGACCCCUGUCAUACAUGCUGUUAAUACUGUUGAGUGUAAAAUCUGUUUUUCAUUUCGGUGGCUCAACUACUAACCAAAGAAAGGAUGGAUCCCUAAAUUCACUUUGCAUAGUUUGGUGUGUUUGUGUGUGUGUGUGUUGGAACACACUGCCAAAUGAAAUGCCCUGGGAAACAAAAAUCUUCACAAUGCUCACUUCAGGUGCAAGGUGAACUUUAUUGCCCUGAGGGAUCUUUGGCUUGGAUCAAGCUGGAUAAAGUCAGCUUCCACCCUCCCAUCUGUUUACCUUGCUUUCUGUGCUGCAGUGGUGGCAAUGGGAGGGUUCUCCCUGUUCCCACACCUGGCUUAGAGGCUUCAGGAUAAAGGUAAAGGACCCUUGGAUGGUUAAGUCAAGUUCAGACUAAGGGGUGCAGCGCUCAUCUCGCUUUUUGGGCCGAGGGAGCCGGUGUUUGUCCGCAGACAGCUUUUCCAGGUCAGCAUGGCCAGCAUGACUAAACCGCUUCCGUGACGGAAACCAGAGUGCACAGAAACACCCUUUACCUUCCUGCCACAGCGGUACCUAUUUAUCUACUCGCACUGGUGUGCUUUUGAACUGCUAGGUUGGCAGGAGCUGGGACAGAGCAACGGUAGCUCACCCUGUUGCACGGAUUCGAACCGCUGACCUUCUGAUUGGCAAGCCCAAGAGACUCAGUGGUUUAGACCACAGCGCCACCUGCUCCCUUUUAGGCUUUGGGAUAUGCCAGUGAGUGGAGGGUGAGAGGGACACCCCUUCCUUGCUGCUGGGGUUUGGAAGCUCCCUUGGACUGCAACAGGGUUCCCUUUGGUUUGGAAUGAACCAAGUUAUUUUCUGAGUCUGGGUGAAAAUACCUUUUCAAAGCAUCGUGGUUGGGCGCGGUUUCCUCCAGGACAGGUUUCAGCCAUGUACUUCUUUUAAUGAUGGUGUAAAUCAAGAAGGCUUCUACAGCCUUUCAGGUUUAGGAGUGUUGUAGCCUAAACACCACAAGCUGCUUAUUAAGUUUAUUUCUCGUAUACACGUACAAAAGCAUACCUGUUGCAAUCGCUGGGAAAUACUUGGUUUAUACGGCAGCAAAUGCCACUGCAACCAUUUGCAGUGGACCUCUUUUUGUCAUAUAAGAGAGUUUGGAUAAGAUGUAAUAUUAUUAUUGCAUUGUGAAAACUUGCAAUUACGGUGUCCAAGCAUUUGUUUAUAGUUUCAGUUGUUAUCGGUUUGCAGCCAUUAAUUAACAACUCUGUUGAUUUAGUUGUUACAUCAGGUCUGAUUGUUCUCCCAGGUGAAUGUAAUCCUGUUUUUGAGACUUUCCUAAUUUCAUUUAAUUCUGCCUGUGUUAUUUCCCUUCUUAUUUGCAUUGUAUAUUGCAACAGAGUUAAAAAUGAAGAUAUCAUAUCCCAGAAAACGAGGAAGCACUCAGCUUUCACUGAAGAGAUGUGAAGUUCUUACAUGCAAAUGAUCUUUGCAUCUUGAAGAGUGGUUCAAAUAUUUCCUUUGAGUCUGGAAGAUACAUCACAAAGUUCUAUACAGUACCUAGAAUUGCUGCUGCUUUUUCAGCAGUUAAGGUUUGGGGAUGUUUGUUGAAAAGUUAGGUUUGUAUGUAGUUCAUAUGUGGAAUCUGCAUUGUGUGCUUUACAGCUGCACAUUUGAUGUUGCUACAGGCACACCGUUAAAAGCAUUCUGUAGGGACCUGUUGCUAUGUGUAGCACCUCCUUGUGAUGUGCACAAAACUAAAUAAACACACAUAUCCACUUCCCUACUGUUAUGGGGUACAAUUGCGACUGUACUUGUCGCGACUGUAAUGUGUAUCUGCUAAGGGAGUGUGCUCCUUUUCCCCCUAUCUGAAGGCAGGACAGGGGUUGAAAGCACCAAUCCUGUUGGGUGCCCCCCAGUCAUGAUAAUUCAAGACCUUCCCUUGGGCCGCCUAGCAGUGGUGGCACCAGAAAAAAUGGCGGCAGGGUUUUUACAAAAGGGGCAAAGUGUUAAGGUCUCUGAAAGAAAAGCAACAGGUUAUAUCAGUGCUGUCGCACCCUAAAAGGUAAAGGACCCCUGAGAGUUAAGUCCAGUCACAGACGACUCUGGGGUUGUGGCGCUCAUCUCGCUUUACAGGCCGAGGGAGCCACAUAUUUAUCUACUAGCACUUUUUGGCGUGCUUUUGAACUGCUAGGUUGACAGGUUGAUUUCAGUAUUACCCAUUGUGAGUGGAGAAAGAGGCUAAAAAUGUGUAAAGUCACCUUCACCUUAACAGCAUAUUUCCAGUAAGCACCCUCUGUCUCUUCAUGACAUCUGACAAACAGGAAGUGUGAUUGACUUGCACUGUUCCCUUGCCAGUCAGUUGAACUUCCUGUCCAUACCCGUAACUUGCUCACAGUACUACAGGCGUGAUAAGCAUUAGUCUGCUAAACUGUGGACAGCUGCUUCUGUGAUCGUAGGCAGUACAGGCAGACGGGGAGCUGGGGACAGGCUAAACUGUAGCUAGCCAUAUCAUAAUACCAAGGCAGCCUGUAUAAGGCUGCUAGUUCCCCUCCUCCUCAUCUUGGUUUCCAAAUUUAGCCUAGACAGGUGUGAGGCCACACCUUGGCUCCUUCAAAUGUAAGUGCUAGGGAAAGCGAAGAGCCUGUGGCAGGAGCGGGGGACCAGUGGCCCUGCUGGACUCCAGUUCCCAUCAUCAUUGGCCACCACAGUUGGAGCUUGUGGGAAUUUGAGCUCAGCAAUCCCUAGAGAGCCAUGGGGGUCUCCAUCACCUGGCCUACAAGAAGGUGAGGAGAUUUCAGGGGUGGUUGGCCUGCAAAAUUCACAGUGGCCUUGGAAGGCUUCUUUUGACAUUUAAAUGGAAACAUUUUAAUAUCUCCGUAAGAAAUCAUCGGGGCCCACCCAAAAAGUUUUGGCCUCUGAAGUGAACCCCAAAAUGGUGCCUCCUGCCCUGGCCAGGGAAGAAGGGGUGAGUGAGGCAUAGGAAGAGAGAAAGAUCAACAUUGGGAUCUGCUGCCCCUCCCCCUAUCCUGUCAUCUGAGACAGUCGCCUUACCUCAUGGCCCUGGGUGGAGGCACUGUCCUGAAGGAAUGCAUGACCCACACUAUCUAGUGUACAUGACACUCGCUUUGGAGCAACAGAACCAUCCAGCGGGCAAGAUCUGCUCAGGAGCAUGGUUGCUUGCUUUGGCAGUUUUGGAGGGGAUUCCAAAUUUCGGAGUUAUGAAUCCAGAGCCAUCGGAGCUCCUGGCUGGAUUGCAAGCCAAGGGGCGCGUCCCUAACGUAACUUUGGUUUUAUAAAGGGUUGGUGGAGGGGGGACUCUUUGCACACACACUUCUGGAAAGGGGCAUGAUUCCUCCCCUCUCAAGAAACUGUUACGCAAGCAGACAUGCACGCUCCGGCGCGGUGUGCCUAUGUAGCCGCUUCUGCAAAACCAGCAGUCGGCGUGGAGAGGGAGUUCCGCUCGCCGCAAUGGGCCCCAGGCUGCUAGUUCCCGCCUCGCCGCAUCUUGCAAGGUGCACUUGCCCAUCCUGCCCGGGGAAACCAGUCUGAGUCUGGAGACCCGGCGAGGCAAAGCAGCGGCGCCGCCACCGACGGGAAACUUCCGAGGGCUGUGCGCAAAGUGUGUGACCGGCGCGUGCUUGGGGCGGGGGUGGCCUGAGUGGAUCGCGUCGGAUCGGUGCUGGGAGACGGGAGGGGGCAGAUCCUUGAUCCAGAUUGAUGUGGGGGGACGGGACGGAGGGAGAACCGGAGUGCAACCUGGGUUGUUGUUUUUCUCCUCUCCCCCUUUCGUUUCUCCGCAGGAAGCGUUGCGCAGGGCUGCCCCGGCGUGACCCAUGGCUGCGAUAUUCGCCCCCUUCUUUGCGGCGCGCUCCUCGCUUCUCCCCAGAAGCCUCCUGGACUGCAGCUUUUUCCAAGGCCGGGCAACGGGGGAAAACAGGUCUCGGACGGCCCCCGUUUGCUCGACGGCGCCUGCAAACGGUGCAAGCUUCUGUCCCUUUCGCCCGCCACCUCCGGCGCUUGCAAGCAGCCUGCCAUAAGUGCUUUAGGUGCCAGCUCCCUGGGUGCCCAAAAACCCACAAAAUUCCCCAUGAAGGGGCCGGGCACCCACCAACUUUUGCUGCCAGGGCCGUGCACGCUGCAUGGCGCCCGCUGCCAUUGGUGGCAACUCCCUGUAUGCCCGAGCACCCACAAAAUUCCCCAUGGGCACCCACGAUCGCGGGGCCAAGUUGGCACGCCUGGCCGCCACUGCCGAGCUUGCAAAGGCGCCGCCGCGCGCGCACACACACACACGCGCGCCGCCCAUCGGCGCGCCCCCGACGCACAGCCCGGCUCGGGAGCGGCGCGCCGUUGUCCUCCAUGGGGGCUUCGCAAUGAGCCUGCUUCCCCGAGACCGGCUUAUUCCAGCCUGCGAGCGCCGGCUGCUGCCGCUGCCGCCGCCGCCGGUCCUUUGUUCCCGCGCCCGCGCAGCCCCCCGAGGACGAUGCUGCCGGCCGGGGAGGGGAAUCGCGUGCAGCACCGGGGCGAACCGGCUCGGGCCGGAGGAGGACGACCGGCGCCGAGCUGCGAGGGCCGCUUGGGAGAAUAAGGAGAGCAGGCGCCGCGGCUGCCCUUUGCUCCCGCCACCCCCCAGAUCGUAAUCAAUUUCAUUUUUAUUUUUAUUUUCAAAAGCGGGGUGGGUGGGCGCGGAGCGAGGGCCCGCCAUCGCCUUGGCCACCUCUUCCCCGUCAAGCGGUGCAGAAGGAAAGACAACCCGGCAGGUUGAGUGUGUUUCUCUCUAAUAUUUUUUUGGUGUGUGUGUGUGUGCAUUUCCAAGGAGGAGGUUUUCCGGUGCAAAGUUCUUUGAGGGUGUGGGAGGUCUCUCUUCCCCCGCUCCCUAUUGCAUCCUGUCCUGUUAGAGUUGCAAGAAACAAAAGCCUGCCUGACAUUUAUUCUAAAGCCCUUGAUAUUUUUAUUAUUUUUAUUAUUUUUAUUAUUAUUAUUAUUAAUAAUACACGUAUGCCAUAUAUCAAUGGAGUUUGGUUGGAGGGGGGGGCAGCACUAUUCGGAAGGCGGAAUACAGCUCCAUAUAAGAUGCCAAUAAUGCCACUAACUGCAGUAAACAAGGGUCCGUGUUUUGAUGCUUGCUAGGAUGUUGCUGCAAUGAGUGAUGCCACAACAGUUCGCCUGGUCUCCUCCAUUUGCAGACUUUUGCAAGCUGUCUUGUAAUCUGGCAGAGCUGAGUGGCGAUUGGCAAGGUGUGAGUGCUUGAUAUAGGUGAGCAAGGCCUGAGUUGGGGGGGCACGGAACAAGCCCCCACCCCCUUUCUUUGCACCUAAAUAGGAAUUGAGGGAAGCAUCACUGGGCAUGUUUUUGCCCAGGUCUGCUCUCCUGUGUUUCUCCAGACCCAGGGGUUAAUUGGUGCUAUUAAUCUGUUUUUGUACAGAGAGCUUUUGUUUUGAGUGUGUGAUGUUAGUAAACAGAACAAACAAGGAACAGAUAGAUAGAUAGAUAAUCCCCAAUUGCAUUUUGGAACAACUGAUGUAAGGUUGUGUUAUGUACAGACAUUUCAUGCUGUUUUCUCUGGAAAAACUCUUGGUGACGACAAUUAUUUUGGGUGGAUCGGUAGUUGCUUAUAUAAUGUUCUAGCACCAAAAUAGGUUUUUACCUGAAUAAAAUUGUGGUCAUACUUUACUCGUCCUCUCUCCACUGAGUUAUUCUUCCAGUAACUUUCCUGGUGACAACUUUCCUUUUCUUUCAGCUAUAUUUUCUCAUUUUUAAAAUCUCACCUUAUUUCUUCUCUUAAAACGUUGUCCAGGAUAAGUUUCCUUGUGCAGACUGUCAUGUAGCAUAUAAGGGUGAAUGGAGAUGGAGACUAUUAUAGCCAACUCCAAAUCUUGCAACUGUCAUUUCAGCAGAAAUUAACCAGGGUGCCCAUAACUGCAGAUGAAUCUUAAGGGUAGCAACGUACAUUUUACUGCAUUUUCCCCACUGGGGGCGGGUAAAAUGUUAGCCGUGGUAGUUGCAGAAGUUAACUAGCAGUAAAUCAUUAGCAAUCAUCUACCCAAGCAGCACUAGAGUGUGCAGAGAGAUAGCAAAGGGUGCAACCCUAUACCCAAUUACUUGUGAGUAAAUCCCAUUGAAUUUAGUGGAACCUACUUCCUAGGAUUCCUCUGUGCAAGCAAUGUUUGUAGGUUGCAGUCUAGCCUGACGGACUGCAUUUAAAAUCAAUGGGGCCUAGCUGGAUGCAUUCCUUGAUCUGGCAGAGUUAUCAGCUUCUUUAACAUCAGGGCUCCUCUGCUUUUAACAGCUAGCAGGCCUGCAGAAAGUUAACUGAUAGCAGGGUUGUCAUUUUUUUCUGGGAAGAGCUGCUUUGAUUCCCCACCACCACCACCAAAGAAUCUGUUCAUCACAGUCUGUCCAUUUUCAUCCUGUCCCCAAGAGCAACUUUAAGCUAGAGUUCCGGCUGGAACUAUGGCGUGCCAAACACUUCUGAAAAAGAACUCCCAGUUCCUUUUUUGUUUGUUUGUAACAAAUCUGCUUAAACAUCUGGAAUUGUGGAAGAAAGCAGAUGCCUGGCCGUUCUCUGUAAUUCAAGAGUGUUAAGGGUGUGUACAUGGAAAUUACUUUGGUCAUGGGGGGAAAAUACUUAAAUCUGUUUUGAGUUUUACAGUGAGUCAGGGGGCGGGGGAUGAUCUCUUUUGGUGGCGCGAUUGCUCACAUGUCAGUGAAGAUAAUAAACAUGCCCAGUCUACUUGUGAGUAGCUUUUAAACUAUAGUUAUUCUACCUUUGGGGACGUGGGUAGCGCUGUGGGUUAAAUCAAAGAGCCUAGGACUUGCCGAUCAGAAGGUUGCGGUUUGAAUCCCUGCGACAGGGUGAGCUCCCGUUGCUCGGUCCCUGCUCCUGCCCACCUAGCAGUUCAAAAGCAUGUCAAAGUGCAAGUAGAUAAAUAGAUACCGCUCCUGCGGGAAGGUAAACGGCGUUUUCGUGUGCUGCUCUGGUUUGCCAGAAGCGGCUUAGUCAUGACUCGCCAAUAAAGCGAGAUGAGCGCCGCAACCCCAGAGUCGGUCACGACUGGACCUAAUGGUCAGGGGUCCCUUUACCUUUUUAUUCUACCUUUAGCUAUUUCCUAUAGGAAAUGAAAGACUCCAAUUACUGUAUCUGACCUGCAGUGUUAGAAACUGAGAUUUGAAAUCUAGGAGCUAAAUGGCACCUUAAAUCGAGGUUGUGGGCGCAACAACGGAAUUUCGAGGCACACUUUUUAAUAGCAAGAAUACAAAGCUGAAAAUGAAUGAACUGCAGCUAAAAUAUUAUGUUCAUUUUUCACAUGGCCUGGUCUUUCCCCUUCCCACCCCCGUAAUAUUCUUAAGGUGGUCUCUUCUCCAGCCUUGGAGGGUUGCUGGAAGUGAGGAGGCAGAAAAAGUUCUCCCUUUCCUUCCACUCUGCAGUUUUAAUCGGAAAUCUUAGGCGCAGUACUGCCCCCAGAACUCAGAAAUGGCUCGUGCUGAUGGAAUUCCCUGUCGCAAAAUGCGCCUAGAACAGUGGGAGUUUCGAACACUGCCAGGACUUUUUUUGAGGACCAAACUCAAUCAGGCAAGAACUGCCACUCUGAACCAGCAGGCAGACCCACCCAAAAAGUCAAUACCCUUUCUUGAGAGGAGUGCUGCUCCUUGUUUUUAACUCCUGCCUGUAGCCUGCACCUUUGAGAAGAGAGCUUUCGUGGUUUCUCUUGUUUGUGCAUUGUUAAAGCUGCUCCUCUAAUUUCUAAACUUUACCCCAUGAUCUUAGUGUUUUCUGCCUCGGUCCUGCCAAUCACCACCCUGCAGACCUUUGGGCCAAAAAGCAGGAUAUAAAUAUAACACAACAAAAACCAUGUAUGGUUCUGCUCUCCUUCUUUGGUAUUCCUAUCCCCAGUGAGCUGGUCAACACCAAGCUCUCCCACUCACCCCUUCUCUCAGCUUCUGGCCUUGGAGAAGAAUUUGGUGCUAGUAAUACCAUGGUGGGCAGCUGGGAAGAUUCCUGAAGAGUGGCCAGAUAAAAUCUCUUCUGUGAGACUCUGUCAGAACUCAGUCAGCACGCAUGCAAGUCUGCCAAACUGUGGAGGUCUUUUGCAAGAUCAGUGAGGCCACAUCAAUGGUCCUCAUUGACGAAUCCAUCAAGUGACUGGAACUCAUAGCUGUGCCGUUCACGUGUCAAGUUGAUACUACGAGGGCAUGUAGACUAGGAUUCUGAGUGAUUGCAAAAGUUCUCCAGGCUGAGCCUGGAAGAUCUUUAACUGGGAUGGUUUUGGAGGUGUGGCUAUUCACACAAUGUUUAGGAUACGUGUUGACCCCGGAGGGGAAAAUAAGUCUUCUCCCAAAGAUGAUGCUAUAAGCACCAAAUGCAAAUAUUUCACAAUGAAUUUGAAAACUACCACCACCUUUGCAGCUUCUAGAUUGCAGCUAACGUACUUAAUCAAGUUCUGGGGCUGCAUCACAGCACGUAGGCUUAAAAAGAAUGCUUUUCAGGUAACAUAUACCUAUAUAAUCAUGUGGCUAUACCAUCUUAUGCCUGCAUAGUUGUAUGAGCUAAUUCUGAAUAUAAUAUACUGCAGUAUAUUGAAUAAAGGUACCCCUGCCCGUCAGGGCCAGUCGUGACCGACUCUAGGGUUGCGCGCUCAUCUCACUCUAUAGGCCGGGAGCCGGCGCUGUCCGAAGACACUUCCGGGUCACGUGGCCAGCGUGACGAAGCUGCAUCUGGCGAGCCAGCACCAACGCCGCACACGGAAACGCCGUUUACCUUCCCGCUAGAAAGCGGUUCCUAUUUAUCUACUUGCACCCGGAGGUGCUUUCGAACUGCUAGGUGGGAAGGAGCUGGGACCAAAUGACGGGAGCUCACCCCACCACGGGGAUUCGAACCGCCGACCUUUCGAUCAGCAAGUCCUAGGCUCUGUGGUUUAACCCACAUCGCCACCCGCCUCCCUAGUAUAUUGAAUAGAUAUGCUAUUUUAAGUGGUCUAGCUAUUCUAGCCCGUUGGGAGUAGGGCAGGUUAGAAAUUCCUGUCUCCCCCCCCCCCCAAAAAAAAUAAGAAGUUGGAUGGUUUGAGGAUUCCAGAUUAAUCACCAUCAUUAUUACAAUCUUCAUGCCCUGGCUUGGCCUUUUAACAAGACCCUUUGGGAGUAGGGAGAGCUACGAUAAUCCUAAACAAAACCAGGUUUAAAGCUUUGAGCAUUCUCAUCUCUAUAAUCCCACAUUUAAAAAGGCAGCUGGAGAAAAAUGAAGAACAGUGGUCCGUUUCUUUUCCUUUUUUUAAAGCUGAUGGUAAGUAAAGUGGGAGUAGAUUUAAGAUGCAGAAAAGUCGAUCUUAGGGGGAGGCUAGCCACUGAGCCGCAUUCUAGUGUUCCACCUCUGAGGCUUCUUUCGUUUUCUCCAGAUUUCCAGGUUUUGAAAAACGCUGCCUUUUUGUUCACAGAACCUGCAGUGAACUUUGCUGUUUCACUGGAAGCUCUGGAGAUCAAUUAUGCGGCGUUUAUUUAUCUUUACUUCUUCAGCUAUUGUGUGUUUUGCAGGAUAAGCUCCGUCCCAUAAGAACUGUUUUGAGCUUGUAGAUAACAAGGCGAUAUUCUGGAAUGUAGCUGGUAAUUUGUACCUUUGCUGCCUUUUUGCACAUAGGGCAGGGAGGCUGGUUGCGAGUUCCCCUGACGGAAGCAAACCGUUGUUGUUUUGUAAGUUGCACCUAGGCAGGCGAGCUAGUCGUUUCUGCGAAUGGCUUGGGACGUUACUGUAGGAGCACAGUCCUCUCAAAUGUCUCUGCCUUCUGCUGCUUAUAAACACUCGAAGGGAAACCUUUGUGUGGAGGAACCUGCUCAGGUUGUAUCUGUGUGUACAGCCAGCACAACUUCCCUGUGGAGCAAGCAGCACCCUUGGUUCAAUGUGGAAGCAGUGUUAGAAAUUGGGAUAGAAAAGCUAGGAGCCAAAUGGCUCCUGGGACCUGUGUUGUGGGCGCCCAAACAGAAUGUCUAGUCGCCAUUUGUGGGGGUCGGCAACACUUUUUAUUUAUUAUUUCGAUAAGCAUGAACUAAUACGCAAUUCACAUAAGUGACACAUUGUUAAUAUCACGUUUUUAUCAGAAUACAGUGGUACCUCAGGUUACAUACGCUUCAGGUUACAUACGCUUCAGGUUACAGACUCCGCUAACCCAGAAAUAGUGCUUCAGGUUAAGAACUUUGCUUCAGGAUGAGAACAGAAAUCAUGCUCCGGUGGCAGCAGGAGGCCCCAUUAGCUAAAGUGGUGCUUCAGGUUAAGAACAGUUUCAGGUUAAGAACAGACCUCCAGAACGAAUUAAGUACUUAACCCGAGGUACCACUGUACAUGUUUAAUCUGGUGUUGACAAUAAAAUAUUGGUACCACACUUCAGUUUUCAAAACACUCUACUCCGUAUUGUUAAAACUCCUUAACAUGUUGUCUAUCCUUAACAUAUACCCUGAGGUUUCGAAGCACAUACAUUUCAGUAAUCCUUGAGUGUCAGCCGGGCGCAAAAAAAUGGCACCCAGACUUUGGGAGCUGCUCGCCAACGGAGAAUCCUUAGGCACAAAAAAGCGCCUGGCUCCCUGCUAAUUUCGAACGCUGUGCGGAAAUGGGUCUUGUGGUGCUCCAUUGUCUGGUGUGCUUCUUCAGUGACCUCCGAAGCUAUUCCGAAAGGAAAUGUAGUUAUAGAGUUAAAUUGUGGCUUCUGACUUGGGAUGCCUAAUGGCUGAUACUUCUAAUGGGCACUUCUGGUAGGAGAAAAGCAAUAAGGCUAAGUGGCGGGGGGGAACAGCAAUGUUGUAUUGGCUUCUUGCCUCUUCUGUGAUCUGCAGCUGGAAGUGUAUGGGUAUAAGUACACUAUAAAGGUGCUCAGCGAAGGGCAGAAUUUGAUCCUGGUGGGGCAUAUGGGUGUGUUUCAGUCACUAGGUAACUGUCUGUCUUAUUGAUGGGAAAGGUGGGUAGCCAGACUUUCUGGAGAUGAUCACAUCUUGAGAUUCUUAAAUUUAAAAGUAGUUUUAAAAUCCCAAACCCAAUGUAUUUCUUUUCUUUGUCCGGAUCAUCCUACUGGGACAAUUGGAGCAGUUGGAACCAACAAACAAGUAGCAGAUUACCUUUUUCAUUGUUAAAUUUUCUCUUCCCACCCUUUUGAAAAUGACAGGAAGUUUCAUAAGAUGUGAUGCGAAGCUUGGAGAAAAACGUAUUAUUGGGUCUGUUACGCAAGUUUUAAUGACUAUGACAAGAGACAUCUUGAUUAUUUGCCACUCUGGCUAUCCUGUCUGUCCUGUUGUUUAUGUAAGUCGUGUCCUGCAAUUUUAUCUUAUUUUUUUAAAAAAAUAUUGAUUGUCUGUGUUAUUUCAUGCACCUAAACCAUGUGGGAGUGUGAUCGCGGAUGAUGCAGCUAGCAAAAUCUACCGCUGUGGUCUUUUGUGUGGCUUGGAAAAGGAAUAUAAAGGAAGAGAGGUGAGAAUGAGUUCAGCAACAAGGUUCUUCUUUGAGUCUGACCUUAAAUCUCGGAGGCCUUGUUGAUUUGCAGCGUUUUCUCCUGACCCCAUCCCUGGAAGCAACCUUGGCAGCGGGCUUUGCUUUGAAUAGCUUAUCACCGAGACAGGCUUUCAUUUGCUAAAGCUACGAGAAAAUAAAUGACUUCUGAUUAUGCAAGGGAAGUUCCCAUCCCUGUCCCACAAAUUAAGGCUGCCAGGCUAACAUGCUUAUUCUAGGGAACAUGCACCAUUUGUACACCGUGGGAUUUUCUUCUGAGUAAGCAUUUAGAAGAUUAUGCAGUAAGUAUAUUAAGGUAAAACGUGCUGGCUCUGGUCCAGGUUACAUGACCUAGUGGGAAUCUCAAGUCUGUAAUCUCAUGAUCAUGGGUAGGAAAUAAAGCUUCCACCAAGAACUCUCUCUUCCUUCUCUCAUGUAGUGUUAGCAACUCAGAUAAAUAAGCUAGGUGCCAAAUAGUUAAAUAAAACCAAGGUUACAGUCGCCAGAACAGAAUGUCCUUGGGGCAAGAUGGCUCUUGUUUUUCAAAGGAUGGGCUGACUGCAAUUGAUUCUCAGUUAAACAUCUGGCUACUUCAGAGGACAACCUUGAGCUAGGUUAAGAGCUUUGAGGGCUUAAAGAAGAAAAGUCGCUUGAUCCAGGGACAGUCCACAUAUAUAUCGGCCUAUUCCGACCCGUUUUUCUUCAUGGUGACUGUUCCUGCGCAGGCUGCAGAGAAAAAGAAAUUUGGUUCCAGAAAGUCACUCCUAUUGUGCAGGUAAAAUAGAACGGAUAGAAUUCUACAGAAUGGGGCGUUACUAUGUGAAAACAGUCCCGAUCCAAUGAUCCCUAGGCAUGCAGCGCCAGAUGGUGGAGACGUCAGGCGCUAUCCUGGUACACAGGCAUCCUCACUUGGUCACAGGUGGUCGAAAGCCAGGUGCAAAAUGCGCCUGGCUAAUUUGAAACACUAUAACGUUUUUGGUUUUAUAGAAGUAAUUUUUGAGUACUAGAAGUUUCCUUAUAUCAAAGUUUCUUAGAAUACGCAUACACUUUAGACUUAAACAAAACAAAAAAAUUGGGGGGAGAAGUUUGGAGAUGGUGGUCUGAGGAAAUUGACUGUGGUGGCGCUGUGGGUUAAACCACAGAGCCUAGGACUUGCUGAUCCGAAGGUCGGCGGUUCGAAUCCCCGUGACGGGGUGAGCUUCCGUUGCUCAGUCCCUGCUCCUGCCAACCCAGCAGUUCGAAAGCACUUCAAAGUGCAAGUAGAUAAAUAGGUACUGCUCCAGCGGGAAGGUAAAUGGCGUUUCCGUGCGCUGCUCUGGUUUUCCAGAAGUGGCUUAGUCAUGCUGGCCACAUGACCCGGAAGCUGUAUGCCGGCUCCCUCGGCCAAUAAAGUGAGAUGAGUGCCGCAACCCCAGAGUCGGCCACGACUGGACCUAAUGGUCAGGGGUCCCUUUGCCUUUGCAUUAAGCAAACCUAUAGGGAUGAGGACUGAGUUGUCUCGGACAGCACUGUGCUCAUUUUGAUCCUUUUUGUUUCUUGAGCCAUUUUGAACUGGGCAGGAGCCCAUCGGCUACUCAUGGCAACCAAACAAAAGGCAGGCUUUGCCACGCCAAUAAUUUAUCACACCAUCUUCCUUGCUUCAUGGUUUUUGUUCAGAUAAAGACGGCAGAUUCGGAUGGCGGAGAGAGCGGGGCCAAAACCGGCACAUGACUCUUCCUGUGUGUUCUGGCUACCAUCAGACCGUGAUUUGAAUAUAGACUAAAUUUUGGGGUGCAUUAAAAAUUAAGUCUUUAGCUGCGUUGUGGAUGUGCAUCUUCUACAAGGGAAGGGAGGUAAUUUUCCCCCUCCGCACCGCAAGAUUUUGAAAAGCAUUCCUGCAGGGGCUGACUGGCAUGCAUGCCUCUGGAGGCGCAGCCACUUGUUCCGCUUUUUGUAGCUGCCAGUGUUCCAUGUGGAAGAAGUCACAUGCGAGCCAUUAGCAGGUGCAGAGCUGUGCUUGUAUCAGUCUCACGAAACAUCGAUGCACGUUGACUUUUGCACGGGCCACCAGGCUUCAUGCAAACCACCUUUCGAAGUCUAUCAGUUCUGUUUUGUUAGCACAAUCGGAAUGAAUUUAAGGAACCCAAAUCCCAACCCCACUGCCCUGCUCACAGUUGCGAAGCAUAUUAUGUUAUGAAUGGUCUGUGUCACCAUUAAGAAAAAGAGGUUGGAAUAGGCCAAUAUAUAUGUGGACUGUCCCUGGACAAACUGACUUUUCAUCUUUAAGUCCUCAAAGCUCUUAAUCUAGCUUGUCGCCUGAACUAGCCAGAUGUUUAACUGAGAAUCAAUCACAGUCCAUCCUUUUUUUAAAAAAGACUCUAGAUCCAUCUUGGCCCAAAAUGGCAGCUAGACAUUCUGUUUUGGCAGAUGUAACCUUGGUUUUAGGGACGCGGGUGGCGCUGUGGUUAAACCACAGAGCCUAGGGCUUGCUGAUCAGAAGGUCGGCGGUUCAAAUCCCAACGAUGGGGUGAGCUCCCGUUGCUCGGUCCCUGCUCCUGCCAACCUAGCAGUUCGAAAGCACGCAGUGCAAAUAGAUAAAUAGGUACUGCUCCAGCGGGAAGGUAAAUGUGUUUCCAUGCGCUGCUCUGGUUUGCCAAAAGCAGCUUAGUCAUGCUGGCCACAUGACCCAGAAGCUGUAGGCCGGCUCCCUCGGCCAGUAAAGCGAGAUGAGCGGCGCAACCCCAGAGUCGUCAGCAACUGGACCUAAUGGUCAGGGGUCCCUUUACCUUUAACCUUGGUUUUCAGGAGGAGCCAUUUGGCCCCUAGGGUUGCUAUACAUAUCCUGGACACUGCCUGGUUUCGGCCAUCGGAAACAGUGUCUGGGCAAAGCUCGCUUAAAUGUCUGGGCAACCCAUGUCAGAAGUGUAGAUUUACUUUUUGAACAGGGCAACCCCAGCCUAACUUAAAUAUCUGAGUUUCUAACACUGGUUGCCUGUGAGAUGCCAUUCUGUACGUGGUUACCUCGUCCCGCAGUUUGAAAAGUUUUCUUACCUAGUGACUAGCUGCUGUUAGAGAGCUCUGUGGGUGAGAUUUUGAUGUAAAAAGCAAAAUGAGGUUUGUAAUCUGCAAAUGGGGUUCUGUUGGCUGAAAUUAUUGCUGAAUUAGGCACAGCCUUUCCGGCUAUCACCUUCCUCGAAUUUUGCUUCUACCCCACACAAUAAUGAUUUCACUUGCAUCCUUCUUCCAAAAUGCUAGAGUUUAUUUGGUAGUUAAAUAUUUACCUGCCUCUUAACGUGCAAUUGGGGGAUGUAUAGGAAGGUGGAAUAGACUACACUGCAGAAGACUCUGCAAAAACUCCCAUCCAUCAUUGUCCCGAGGGUUGUUUUAGUCAAAGUGUUUAUGGCUCAAUUAACUAUUGUUUAUCCAGCUGGAAGUGAGCUUUGGCUCCAGCUCUUUGGUCUUUCAACCACUGUGCCCCAAAUGGAGAACUGUGGUUUAUAUCUGUUUGCUAAUCACACAAAAUGAUCAUUUGAUAAGCCGCGCUUUAUUAUGCCUGGCAUGUUGCAUCCAAACCACCUCUAAAAGUUGCUUUGCGUUUUAUGCAGUGUGGAUGGGCAUUUGCUUUGGCUAACUUGUAAAGAGGUGAAGUGGGGGGGGGGGGAGAGAAUAUUCUGAAAUACUAGUGGGGGGAUUCAACUGAGAGGGAAGCAGUCUUGGGGGUGUUUUUCCCUUGGUGCAUGUCCAUUGCAUGUUUAGAAAUGUACCUCUCUAUAGCAAAUGCUGGCAUAUCUCUGGUACACAUGGAAAGUCCUUUGUGAGUCCUUUACGGGUUAGUCACUUGCAGUGUUAGAAAUUAGCCAGGCGCUAGGCGCAUUUUGCAACAGGCAUGGGUCCAGUUGCAACCAUGUGCAGAUCUCUGGAUGCCAGGAUGGCAACUGGGAAAAGCAAAAUGUAACUUAGAGAAGGAUUGGAAAUAUUUUCCUUGCAGCUUGAAUUUGUUUUAUUCUGGAUUGUUUUAUUUAAGGUUUCAAUGUCUUGUAAACAGCCUUGAGAUUUGUUCUUUAAAAUAUAAAGCGGUAUAGUAGUAAAAUGAAAUAAUAAUAAUAAUAAUAAUAAUAAUAAACUUCAAUGGGGGAAAAGGCGUCUAGACAUUCCAUUGUGGUGACCAUAACAUAGAUUUAAGGUGCUGUUUGGCAAUUAGGUUACCGUAUUUUUCGCUCUAUAAGACGCACCAGACCACAAGACGCACCUAGUUUUUGGAGGAGGAAAACAAGAAAAAAAAUAUUCUGGAUCUCAGAAGCCAGAACAGCAAGAGGGAUCGCUGCGCAGUGAAAGCAGCAAUCCCUCUUGCUGUUCUGGCUUCUGGGAUAGCUGCGCAGCCUGCAUUCACUCCAUAAGACGCACACAAAUUUCCCCUUACUUUUUAGGAGGGAAAAAGUGAGUCUUAUAGAGCAAAAAAUACGGUAUAUAUCUGAUAUUCUAGCACUGGUCAUUUGUUUCGGGGUUAGCACAGGGAUCAGAUAUGCCAGCUAUUGCAGGAUGCACUUUCGUUCAGCUUUCUUUUCCUGUGUAAAUGUUUGUCUUGCAGUUCUGUACCUUUCUGAUUUCUAACGUCCCAAUAACCUGAAUCUUCAUCUUUCAUUUCCGUGCAUGCAGAGAUCCAUGUGAUGGUUUGGGAUGACUAGGCUAUUUUCUUUUAUAUUCCCAGCUGCUGGUUAUGAAAGUAGCUAUAUUUUUCACUGGUCACUUUUCACAUUGGACAGCUAGAGCUUUUAACCCACUUUAGAUGCAUCUCAUGCAAGCUGUAUGAGCACAACCUUUCCCAUUAAUUAAUAAUUCUCUGCCUCUUUGCCUGCGGUUGCAUAAAGCACGUUGCCUCUGUGACAUGUGACUGCUACCGCUGACUCAGGUGUCCCCAUUAUGGGGCUAACCUGAGUGGAAUAAUUCUCUCCCACUUCUGGUUACUAGUGAAGACCUUAUAAGCAGAAUUUAAAGCAAAAUCCAGUGAUUGUGUGGAUUCAGACCACCAGGAGCUACUUGGAAAGCUUGCCUUGAAAACUUCAGGCUGUACAUCUCUACUCAAAAGUCAAAAGUGACAGUAGCAAUAUAAUUACUGAGGCACCUGUUGCUAGUUUCCAUACCUGACAGAAGCUUAUCGAACCAGAUUUGCUGGAGGUAGUUUCCCCAGCUCACGCUGACAUGGUUUUUAAAGAAUAAAUGAAAGAAAUUGGGUGCAAAAACUGCUACAUAGCCCAGUUACCCAAGGAACUCUCUGUUUACCCUAGAAAUCUCUUAGGCUCAAAUUUGAGUUUUUGGAAUUAACAGAGAAUCUCUGGGAGCAGAUGGCAUGUUUAUGACAUUUUGUAUCAGAUAGCAUAUUCUCCCUGUCACAGAAUGAUGGGGAAAGUUGGUUCUUUGAAUGAGUCCCCAACUCUUGCUUGCCCCUCAAACUAUACCAGCAGCAGACAGGAAGUACCGUAUUUUUCCGUGUAUAAGACUAAGGUUUUCCCCCCAAAAAUAAUGUCCAAAAUUAGGAGGCGUCUUAUACACGGAUAGUGCCAUGGGUGGGUUUUCUUAAAUCUUGAGUCCCCCAAAAUAGGAGGCGUCUUAUACAUGGGAGCGUCUUAUAGACGGAAAAAUAUGGUAACUUUUGAAGGUUUGGAUAGAAAUGCACAGUGUGCCUAUGGGUUUUAUACGUUGGUGAUGUUAAAAGUAUCAGAAUUUUUAUUAUUAUUGUGGGCUUGUCUACACAAAGAGCAGAUGACUGUACCAUUUUGAGCUGCAUGCAAUAGUGCUGGGGUGUUUGUGUGUCAAAUGUUACGUCGUAGGUUACCGAAAUACUUCUCUAUAUUUGGCUUUGCCAAAGCGCUGCUAAGUCUUUAUUGGAUUGUUCAGGGAGGGGGAGAGGAGAUUGAAGAAGAGGCUUGACUAGGCAGCCUCCCUCCUCCAGUCUACUGCUUGGGUGAAAACCACAUGGAAUUUUGCAGCACGCACAUUCAAGUCCAACUUACAAGAAUGUCCGACUGUAUUCAUUUUAAUGCCUGGAGAUCUGUUUUUCUCAGGUGCUAAAAUAAAAACUGUGGGCUUAUAUUUUUGCUACCGAUACGAAAUGCUUCUAAAUUUGGCUAUAAAUUGCUUGCCUACAUAAGACACCAGGUUGAGUCAUUAGCCUAUUCCUAGUGUUAUAAGACACUGAUAUGUCUUUUAAAUAGAAAAUUGAACAUUGGCACAGUCUCUGGCCUAAGUGUAUUGAGCAGAGGUUCCCUCUCUUAGUCCCACCCACCAGUUAACAUUAUUUUUCAUGGGUUGUGGAAUAAAGCUAGAGGUUAUUGAUAUCACACUCACUCUCUCUCUCUUACUUAUUUUGAAUUGUGGGCUUUUGACUUCUUGGAAGAUGGUUUACAUUCUUGACAUGCUUCAAGCAUGCCAUGUGGCAUAUGGUCCUUUGAUUUCCCAGCCUCUGGCCAAGGAGAAAGUUAGCCAUGCUUUGUUGAACUGCUUGUGUUUACAUUCAUCUUGUAUGCAGGGAAGCUCAAAAGAUCCUGUCAAUUUAACCUAGGAUAGUAGCAGUUUGGGGAUUCCCUGAUGUACAAAAGGAACAAAAUGUCUUAAUGUGGAGCUAUUUUGUCAUUUGGACGCUUCCAAUUUUGUAUUUUCAUGGGAUAAAGAUGGGUACCAUUUACUUGUUGGUCUGGCUUUUAAUUUAAUGCAUGCCUAAGAAGGAAAUGCUGUUUAGGCGUGGGUAGUGUAGCCUUGCAUGGCUGUGUGUGUUCAUUCAUCAUCUUGUCAGCUACAAAGGAGUCCUUUUAUCAUUCAGCAGAACCUUGCACUUCCUGAAGGCCGGCCAUGUAUAAUGCUGCCUAAAUUUCAACACUCUAAGACAGAACUUGCCAUUUGGGGCAUACUUUAACCAUGAACUCUUAAUUUUAGUUUAGUUUAGAUGGAGCUGCAGUGUAAUAUGAAUUCCUAAUUAGGAUUGCUUUUUCCUGCUGAGUUGCUACAGCACAUCAGUGGGUUGGGAGGAAAAAAGCACCUCUUUUGUGUAUCGACACCAAGAGUACUUGCACUGUAAGUUGAAAGCGGAAGUGAGCUGAUAAUUUCAGUAGAGUAGAUUGCACUGGAAGAAUCUGGCGAACCCAACAAUAUGCUACUGGGCUAUGUGCUUAGGGUAGGCGGAGAGCUUUCCCCGAUAUCGGGCACUGAUUCACCUUGUGUCCACAAGUUUCUGUAAUGGCUGGGCCAUCCCUCUGCUGAUUUCUGCUAACCUAAAUGGCAGGCUGAAGGAUAGUUCUGUCGGCAGAGAUGGCGCAGCACAAACCUGCCAUGCAUGCCAAUGAGUUAGUUGACAUACUCGUGUCGAAACAAAUACCCUGCAGUGCAGUUUAAUAGGGAUGGUGCAAAUGCUUUUGCCUACCUGAUGCUUACAUCUGUGUAGGACAUGGGCCACACGUCAAGAAAGAGGCCUGUGCCAUCCUCAAAGACCUUGUGCUUUCUUUGAACCCCCCUGUUUUUGGGGAGGGGGGAAGUUGCUGUCCAAGGUGCUGACGGUUCUAAAGACACGGAGGGCAUAGCUGAAUCUCAAGUGCGUAUUUGCCAGUGAACAGAUCAGGAGAGUCGUUUGGCUGAUGGGAAACAACAGAAGGGGUGUUUUCAGUGAUCAUCCCAAAGGUCCAAAAUUCUGUGGUCCAGGAGGUUUGUUUGACCGUGUUCCACUGGAUGGUAAAACGUACGGGGAAAUCUAAGUCAUUUUAAAAUGCCAUUCAGCUGUCAUCUCUUUAACACAGAUCUUCGGUUGCAUCUAGCCCAGACAUACUUGGAGCAGAGCCAUUGAAAUCAAUGUCCAUUAAUUUCAGUGAGUCUCCUCUGAGUACGGCUUAGUUGGAUCUACAACAGUUUGUAUCCAACCCCUCAUGCUAGUCUUUUCUCAAUUUUUACCUCCACGUUCUUAAUGUUAUACCCAUAGUGUGUGUGUGUGUGUGUGUGCAUCCAUUGUUUUGCCUAGCAAAUAAUUUCCUUUAUCUUCUGAGCCUGCUUCUAUUUUGUCGUACUCAUCUUUUUUUUUUUUAAUGGAAUAUUACUGUGUAUAGUUAACUGACUUUAAUUGUAGUAAGCUGUCUAGAAGGUCUGGAAAUAAAUAUCCAUAUAAAGAUGUUUGGUUUUUUUAUAUGUUAAACAAUCCCUGAGGAGGGAGGGAUGGAACCAGAAGCUGCAGUUAAAAAAUAAAAAAAUAAACACCCAAAAAAUUAAGGCGAAAAAAACCUAGCCAGGCAACCAUAAAAAUAUUGAGUCAUAUCCAACGUUAGUCAUACUCAGAGUAAAUUGAUUAAUUUUGCUGGGUCUAUUGUUGAGUAUAACUUAGCUGGGAAUAACCCGUUGGCUCCAAACCGUAGGGAAAUCUCAAGUAAGAAACAAAGAGUUUUUAGAAUGGGGCUUUUAAGGGCAUAAUUUAUUCCUCUAACUCUUCAAUAACCUUUUGAAUUAUGCCAGAACCAAGCUUGGGACUUCUUCCUCACUGUGGCUUGCUUUUCACUAGUUAGAAGGAGGAGCAGCCAUGCAAAGGCAUUGACCGUCAGUAGCAUGUUCAGAAACAAAACAGCUCACUUUUCUGUUUAAAGGAAUCAUAACUCAUGCCUUGCUGAACUGGUUGCGUGCUGUCUGCAAGAAACUCCUUGUCCAUAUAGAUAUAUCAUAUAUGCAUAUAGAUAUAUCGUAUAGGGCUGGAACAAUUACCGGUAAUUCCAGAUUGAAUUAGAUUUUAAUCUGAAUAACUGUUCCCUAGGAAAGCAUGAUGUGUUUAUGUCAGCCUGUGUGCAUUCUUUUGUAAGUUUAUGGCAGGUAGACAAAAGAAAACACGACCUUUGUGUGAUAUUCUUGAAAAUGGUUGGAACACAGUGUGCAUACUAAAAAAGAAAAGAAAAAAGAUGGUGCCCCACCCUAUAAAAAGAGUCAGAACUCAGCAACUUCCUGCAUUUCUGUUUGAAGUUUAAAGAAAGAGUUUGUGUAUGCACAGUAGAUGUGUUUACAUGUUAAAAUUGUGCUAGAGGCAAGGAGAAGUGAAAGAGCAUCUUGGGUGUUUUGGCACGGAGAGACAGUCUAGAGGCUGUAGGACAGGAAGUGCCAUGUCUUUUUCUAUUAAGUUCCCUGUAUCAUAAUAGACCGCCUCUCUGUUCCUGUAAAUAUUCUUGUGGAUGCUAUAACAACGCUUCAGUGAGAAAAUGCUACCUAAACUGGGAUAGAUUUAGAAACUGGUUUUGCAAACAUCUUGACGUUUUCUUUCCGGUGGGUAUGUUCGCUUUGAACCUUUAGAGUAGCGUUUCUCGAACUUGUGACUCCGGCUGCUUUUGGGCUACAGUUCCCAUCAUCCCUGACCACUGGUCUUGCUAGCUAGGGAUGAUGGGAGUUCUAGUCCAAAAACAGUUAGAUGCCCAAGUUUGGGAAAUGCUGAUUUAGAGUAUCUUGCUAUCUUCUUUUUGUUUUCUCCAUAACAAUGAGAACUAGAACAUUGCCCUUUGUGGGGGGGAAAUAGGGGUCUUCAGGGUUUUAAUAAGAAAGUACUUGCAAGUUGGAGGCGGGGUGGGUUGGUGGGUUGUUUUUCGCUUGAUAUUGUUACCAACCUGUUAUAAGUUGGCUUAGGGAUCUUUUGACAGAAAGGCAAUGAGUGAACGAAGGAACGGGUGCUGCUUGAGGUUAGACUUUAGGAUGUCUGCCAUUGAACAUGAAAGAAAACACUGUCUCUUUUUCACCCUUCCAAGAAAAAUAGGCUUCAUCUGCCUACUAUUGUAGGAGCUACAGAUCGGUAUAUAUGUUCUUUUAUUCAUUGCAUUUUUCUCUAUGCAGGCUAUUUUACCCACUCUGUGUAAUAGCAUGCUGAAAACACUAGAAGGGGGCAGAGAGGGGAAUCCUAAGAGUGACACACGACUGAGGGUAGGUUUGUAACCCAAAGGUGUUCAUGCCCAUUUUAGAACUGUUUCCCCACCUUCAGGUAGCUAAUACCUGACAUAUAUUGUGCCCAUAAAAUGGUACUGCCAGGAACCUCCUGGCCUGAGGUAGGCGCUAUCAUGGACUGUGUAUUUAGGCCUCAGAACUGUCUUUAGAUGUGGAUGAAGGCAGUGGUAUGUAACAUCAGUCUGUAUGAUACUCCUGGACUGGCCACGGCUGACGGCCUGACCUUCUGAUCUUGUGUGGUCCCUUCUACCAGCUGCAGUUUAGGUUCCAGUUUCUCUGUCCUCCAUUUCAAGUGUCAAGCUCCUGCUUGCACACUGGGUGGCCUACAAACCCUCUUUCCGUACCUGAGCUGAGCUAAUCAUAGAGUCAGGUUUGCCCAACUUGAUGAAUACAUACUUUGUACUGCUCCCUCUUUUUCCCUCUCUGUCGGUUUGGCAGAUAAGCUCUUUGCUUACCUUUCGACUAAUCUUGCUAAGGUAAGCAAUGCUAUCGAAAAUCUGAUCGCAGGGAAAUCUUGCCUUUGCAUCCAUCUGUCUUCAGAGGCAAUGGAGUGCGCCUCCAGGGGUGAAGUCAGACCGCUGUGUUAGCAGCACUAAGGUGACCUUCCUGGGGCACAAGCCAGGGCAGUGAGGAUGGAGGUCCUGGGCUGCCUAAACAACAAGACCCACCUCUCUUGCCCUCCUUGAUGUGGUCUAAAGGAAAGGAAUGCAACCAAGGAAAUGGGGGCAAUUGACAGGCCCUUAGCUGGCUCCAGCCCACCAGCCGGUGUGCCGGGCGAUCUCCAGUCCUUGGUGCAGCAUAAAUCUGCAACCCAAGUUUCAGAAGCUAGGGCACGCUACUGAGCAGAGUAAACGCUACACAACAGAAGUGGCAGGAGAAGCUAUGUGAGCAUAUUUGUUGUUGUUGUUUAGUCGUUUAGUCAUGUCCGACUCUUCGUGACCCCAAGGACCAGAGCACGCCACUGCCUCCCGCAGUUUGGUCAAACUCAUGUUCGUAGCUUCAAGAACACUGUCCAACCAUCUCGUCCUCUGUCGUCCCCUUCUCCUUGUGCCCUCAAUCUUUCCCAACAUCAGGGUCUUUUCCAGGGAGUCUUCUCUUCUCAUGAGGUGGCCAAAGUAUUGGAGCCUCAGCUUCACGAUCUGUCUUUCCAGUGAGCACUCAGGGCUGAUUUCCUUCAGAAUGGAUAGGCUUGAUCUUCUUGCAGUUUAUUCAGCAUACAGCAGGACAAAAGGAAACAUGUCUAAUCUCCUUCGUGUCCAAAGCAAGACAGCAAAAGCAAAAGCUAUACACAAACGGAAGUUCCCAGCAAGCUGUGCUGGAAUGUAAACAGACAUGUGACAUACAACAAUUCCACACGUCUGUUCUUAAGGUGGAGCGGAAUAUCCCAACAAGCAAUAUGUUUGGCGCCACCUUGACUUGCUGGAAGGAGGUAUACAAGGCACUAUCCCACCAUCAUAGGGUCUCCACUCUGGAUUUGUGUAGGAUUUCCUCCUUAGCCGUUUCUUCUCCUGAAGAUCUCCCGCAAGGCAGUGGAGGUUUAGUAUCAGAGUUUUCCUUUUCCUAGAUGGGCUACCUUCCCAGGUUGAUGAACCCCAUCUGCCCCUCACCUUCCUCUGCAGCACGUGCAGAAACCACCUUCUUGACUGUUGGAAUCAGAACUUGUCUUCAUAUGCAGGGGGCAAGUCCCUAACGCACAGAGGGUUUGAGACCCAUCGGCUACCCUCACCUGGUUUAUCCGGUGUGCCCACUGCUGCAUGUUGAGAGCUUCUAGGAACCACUGGUGAGAGCUGAGUGCAGGGUGAGGUCCCAAAGUGGACAAACUACCUCUGAAGGAGAAUAACUUAUCCCCCACCAGAGGUACUACCCUUCCCCUAACACCCCAUUUAGGGAAAUCUAAGUCGUUUAAAAAUGCCAUUCAGCUAUCACCUCUCUCACACAGAUCUUCGGUUGCAUCUAGCUAUGAUGUAUUUGGAGUAGAGCCAUUGAACCAAUGUCCAUUAAUUUCAGGGAGUCUCUGAUAUACAACCCCUUGUAUCCAACCUCUUGUACUAGUCUUCUUUUUAACUUUUACCUCCCUGUUCUUUAUGUUAAACCCAUAUGUUAAAUAGCAGUGUAAAAUGCUGUUUAUGGAAUCCCAUUUCUGGGAAUUGCAAGAAGUAGCCUACAAGUUGAACAAUAGCUGUGCACCUUCUACCUCUCUCUCUCUUCAGCGUAUGAAAGAAACAGGUGGUGGGGAAAUAGCCUCUAAUGAAGGUUGCCUUGCUUUUAAAAUAAAAGUACUUCGCAGCUAUGUUCUUAAUACUGGCAGUGAAAUUUCUCGAGCCCCGCUGUAGUGAGAGCCAGAUAAAUUUAAUGACCGUAGCGAUAGGGAUAGGGAUUUUUGCUAAAACAUAAUGGGUUUUAUAUAAUUCAUGAAUCUGUUUUUCCGAGGCCAGCAAAACAAACUGUUUGGCAGAUACAGCCUCCUGAAGCAUCCAGAGCCAAGGCAGCCUUGCUGAUUAGAAAGUACCCAAGUUGGGAAAAUAAUAUAAAUCUGCCUUCUAACUUGGAAGCUUUGAUUCAUUACUUGUUUUUCUUGAGCACUGAUUUAUUCACACUGUGUAAGUCAAAAGCACUUGAAACAUGGUGAUUUAUUUAAGUUAAAUCUGCAAGACCCCAAUAAUCUGUUUUUAUAAACUAAAUAGAUUCCCCUUUAUGCUUUCUGUGUGGUUUUUUUUUUGGGGGGGGGGGACACAUUUUUAAAAUUCAGAAACAGGUGCCAAAAUGACAAGAACAAGCAUUUCAGCAGAACUGAUAACUGCUGUAGAGGCAAAGGAUAUAUGCCAAAUAAUGAAUAAUAAGAAAUGGUUCAGAUUUUAAAAUAAAUAUUUGGAACAGGAACGCUUACAGAGAUGAAUUUAACCAGAAGGAAGAAAAUUAGUAAGGAAACAAGUCGUACAGAUAUUUUUCCAAACUUGUGAUAAGAUCACUGUGUAACUUCCCCACUGAAUUCACUGCUGAAUACAGCAUGACUGCUCUUUGAAUAAUACACUUGAGAUAAACAUCUUUUAAGAUGUGGCCCAACAUUCCUGAAAGCAGAACGGAGACCUAUGCAUUACUUCCUCUAUUUUGCAAGCACAUUUAAGCCUUAACGAUGGCCGUGGGAGAAGUAAGCAGAUGCUAAAAUCUAUUCCAUUAAAACAAAUGGCACUUUGGAGUGUCCUACUUGGAUUGCUUGGGGGUGGGAGUGAGGAAGGGAAAUACAGUGGUAUCUCAGGUUACAAACUUAAUUUGUUCCGGAGGUCCAUUCUUAAGCCGAAACCGUUCUUAACAUGAGGCACGCUUUCGCUAAUGGCACCUCCCGCUGCCGUCGGCGUGCGACUUCUGUUCGCAUCCCGGGGCAUUGUUCUCAACCAGGAGUACAGUGGUACCUCAGGUUACAGACGCUUCAGGUUACAGACUCCGCUAACCCAGAAAUAGUACCUCGGGUUAAGAACUUUGCUUCAGGAUGAGAACAGAAAUCGUGCUCCGGCGGCGCAGCGGCAGCAGGAGUCCCCAUUAACUAAAGUGGUGCUUCAGGUUAAGAACGGACCUCCGGAACGAAUUAAGUUAUUAACCUGAGGUACCACUGUAUCUGCUUCCGGGUUAGCGGAGCUCAUAACUCGAAGCGUUCGCAAGGAGGACAGUACGUAACACGAGAUUUCACUGUACAGGAAGCUUCCAUAUACUGAAUCAGACCAUUGGUCCGUCUAGCGUAGUAUUGCCUACACUGACUAGCAGCAGCUGACGGGGGGGUCAUGGGCUGGUUGGAUGCAGAGGAAUGGUGGGGGGAACCACCAAGGGAAGGAGGCUCAGAGCCCGGGGUGUGGUGGUGGUGGGACAACGAUGAGUGGCCAGAAGACUGGGAAGAGGGUGUGCCAGAAGCUGAAGAGGUAACAGGAUUUAGUGAGCAGGAAGAAUCGUGGUAGAGAGAAGUCUAGAAUCGGAGGCAGAAACCGGAGCCUGUGAGUGGGACAAGGGAGGCCAAGAGGAAGAGAUGAGUCAGGCUGCUGAAGAGUCUCCGGUGUCUGCCCCUCCUGCUGCAACAAGCUCCCCAUUCCUCUGUCUCACAGAACUAGAAGGGUAUUAUCCUGCUAAUACUCUAGUUGCUGUGGUUUGCCACCCCCAUGUCUCUUCUCAAACUCUGCCUCUUUUUAGGCAGUUCUUAGUUCCAUCAUUGUACUGCUUCUUUCCUGCUAACGCAUGAAGUUUUAGCUCAGUCUCCCCCCCCCCCCCCGAUUUAUAAUCUGCUGUUCAUUCCGCUAUAUUUCUGCUACUCUGCUCAUUAUUUGCUUUCCGUGCCGCCUCUUUCUGAAACAUCUCUGUUGCCUUCUUCUGGUGACCUUCCUAUUAAUUUUUCCUCAUAUAAAACUACUUGUACUAGUGGUCAUAUUAAUCCUCAUACUUAAAAAGAAACCUCCAAACAAAAAACCCUACUACCAGCGCUGAUUCCUGCAGUGCUUAUUUCUCUUUUUGUAACAUUUUAAUUUUUUGGCUGAGCUUCCUUUUGAAUCUGCUUUAGUUUCUUCCAUUUAAAAACAAGAACACACCCAUUUUACAUUGUUCACUAUUGUCUACUUCCUCUUCCUCUUUAUGUUUAAAAAAUUUCACUUUUUUAAAAAAAAUGUUUAACUGGCAUUAUCUUCCCUCCAAAUUAAAGUGGUAAGCAGCAUUAAAUAAUUAAACCAACGCUUGUUGCAUGAAUGAACUAAAGAACACAAAAGAGCAGCAAACAGAAGCAACAACACAUAUCUGCAACAAAGCCCACCAAGGUCAUGAAAUCAAUAAAAGCCAGGGGGAAAUCAAUGAAUGGUAUGGUAAAAGGAAAUGAGGAAAACCCACAUCAGGAAAUAUACAAUAUGCCUCUGAAAAGUCAAGUUUUUUUGAACGCUAGAUGAUGUAGUCUUUCAUAUCUUAAGAGGUGCGGAGAAACCAGAUUGCUGUGAAAGUUUCCCUAAAGUUUAAAAUUUCCCCUUUCUUAAUGUUUGCAAUUAAAGUCUCCAGUGUAAUUAGGCCAUUGUUUACUAAGUCUUCAAAAAAACACACACCAUGAUGUUCUGGGCUACAGACCAGGUGUGGAAAAUUACAGUACUUGCUUACUGCUUUACGAUGUAAAUAACUGUUGCAAAUAACAAUUAGAGUCAAAGGUUGUUGGGCAUCUUAAAUAACAGGCAUUGCUGUUCUUCUCUGUAAUUACAGUGGGCCUAAAACAGGUUAUACAGUUUUAUGUCCCAUGAAAUCAGGAGUUGCGCCUGAAGCCUGUGAAAAAGAUUCCAUGAUAGGAAGUUCUACUCACCGUUCUCAGGGAGCGGCGUUUGUAUGGCUCUCCGCCAAGCCAGGGAAGCCUUUUGCGCCUGACGUGGCCUGCAGAGGAUGCCACUUCCUUCUUCAGCCACGGGGGUUACUGUGGCCAACCUUGGCACCAGCCAAUCCUGUGGGUGGGGCAACGGGCAUGGCCUGGGGACCAGACCCCAUGUUUUCAGGGUGGGCAUUUAACGGGGCUGUGCCUGGACCUUACAGCUCCGUCAGAGUUGGAUCUCCCACCCUUUACAGCAGUGGUGGCCAAACUCGGCCUGCCAGAUGUUUUGGGACUACAGUUCCCAUCAUCCCUGACCACUGGUUCUGUUAACUAGGAUGAUGGGAGUUGUAGUCCCAAAACAUCUGGAGGGCCGAGUUUGGCCACCACUGCUUUACAGUGUAGUCUGCCUUGCCCAAAGGUGAGCUAGCAGGUCAUGCUUAGACCUUGCCAUGGAAGUUGUGGCAAGGUGUAGACCUGUGGCUCCGAUCUGGUGGAACACUCUGUCACAAGAGACCAGGGCCCUGCGGGACUUGACAUCUUUCCGCAGGGCCUGCAAGACAGAGCUGUUCCACCAGGCCUUUGGCCAGGGCACAGCCUGACUCCCUCCCUCGGCAAUCUUCGCGGAGCUCUGGCCCAAUGGUUGCCAGUGGCUUGAUUUGAAUUAAUUUUAUAAUGAAUGAUUUUAGAGUGUUGUUUGUGUUGUACUUUUGUACUGUUUUAUUGUUGUUAGCCGCCCUGAGCCCGGCUUCGGCUGGGGAGGGUGGGAUAUAAAUAAAAUUUUUUAUUUUUAUUAUUAUUAUUAUUAUUAUUAUUAUUAUUAUUAUUGCCAUGGAGAUACAGUGGUACCUCGGGUUACAUACGCUUCAGGUUACAUACGCCUCAGGUUCCAGACUCCGCUAACCCAGAAAUAUUACCUCAGGUUAAGAACUUUGCUUCAGGAUGAGAACAGAAAUCGUGCUCCGGCGGCGCGGCGGCAGCAGCAGGAGGCCCCAUUAGCUAAAAUGGUGCUUCAGGUUAAGAACAGUUUCAGGUUAAGUACAGACCUCCGGAACGAAUUAAGUACUUAACCUGAGGUAUCACUGUACCUGGUCACCAUAUCUGGGGCCAGGCAGGAAUUUCCCCUCCAGUCAAAUUGGGCCUGCCUGGGGGUUUUGCCUACCUCGUAGCAAUUGUCACAACUGGUUGGCAGCUAAGGCAUUGGGUUGGAUCCUUGGUCAAGGCAGAGGAGGUGGGGCUUAGGAACCCCUUCCACCUCAAAGAAAGUGGGGUACCCUGCUAAAGGUGUCCAAGGGGAGGUGCUCCUGUCCAUAUUCUUGAGACGGGGGCCAGCAUUAUGUGCGUCAAUAGGGAGAGAGGUGAAAAGGAAAUGCAGAAAAAAAGUAAAUACGAUUAUCAUUAACGGAAGCCAUUAAAAAUAUGGCAGUUGCUUAGCCGCUGCUGUUCAGUGAAGCCCCCUGUCCGACUGUGAUGUUGUGGCCAGAGGUUGUUUGGCUGUGGUGGCGGUGGGUUUGUGGGUAGAGCUCGGGCUUUGGCAAAGCAGAGUCUAUGUUUCGGCAUGGCAUGGUAAGGCAAGAGGCAUCAGCAAGGUCGGAGAUGUGUGGAACGAAUCUGGCGCUCCAAUUGUACCACCACAACCUCAACCUGAAAUUAUAGAACCUUCGCUGAGAUCCCUUGUAGCCUAAUCUUACUUGCUAUAUCCUUACGUGGGAAGCUUAAUUCUCAACAAGGCUGGAGCUAUUACAUUUCUUUUUAAAAAAAUAAAAAUUCAUUGGGCAUUAACUGCAUGUCAGAAAACAGUUAAUAUUUGUUCUCAUAUUCUCCACCGAUAAGGGCAAAUCUCCUUUAAAAUAUACACACAGAAGCACAGAAUUAGUUCAGCAGCAGCUGUUGCUCUGGUAGGGUACGUGGUGGUUUUAAGACUUGCACGAACAUGUUCCGGGGGGUGGAAAUAUUCCCAGGAGACGUAAACAUGCCCUUUCUGAGCUGAUGGUGGAUUUGAUUAUGAAACGGAGCUCCACAUUGACCAUAACAUUUGGAGACUAGGAUGGGCUUUGAGUGGGUGUUUUUGAUCGUGCCUGGUAGAGAAACUGCCUUUAGUAUAUUAAUGAGACAUAAUGACAGUGGCGAUAGAGAUCUGGUGGGGUCAUUGUGGAGUCUUCCAGAGGCAUUUGUUUUAAGCCCUGCAGACAUUGGAGUGGAAUGAAAGUCAUUCUAGAAUAAGAUUAGGCCUGGCUCCUUCUUGUUCUACUGCUGUGUCUUUAUGCUUUUAACUAAGAAUGGAGCAUUAAGAAUUCCCUGCUAAUCCAAACUCCGUUACAAUGGUAGUUCAAAGAAGUGGACUUUUUUUUUUUUUUACAAGUAGCAGGUCUGUCUUUUUGAAAGAGCGAUAUUUUAUAAAAGUUAUAAUGGGUGGUGAAAAUACAGUGAGUGUUUGUGGGGCAACUGCUAGGAUUAUUCUUGAACAGCACAGAACAGCUGCAAAGGUUAUGUGUUGUGAGAAUGCGGUUUCCGUAAGGAAUCUUCACGAACUUAGUGUCUUCCAGAUGUUUUGCUGUACUGCAUCAUCCUUGAUCGCGGGGACCAGUUGUCUUUCAGAACAUCUGGAGGGCACCAGGUUGGGAAAGACUGUAUUAGAACGUCUUUUUAUAGUAACCUAUGAAAUUCAUUCAUUCAUUCAUUGUCUUAAAUCUUGAAACAAAGUAUAAAUCAUUAUUUUAUAACAAUUGUGGAGAACCUGUGACCUUUCAGAUGUGGUUGGACUCGAACUCCCAUGACCCUUAGCGGCCGUGCCUAAUGUUCAAGGGUGAUGGGACUUGUAUUCCAGCCAUUUAGCCAUUUAGAAGGCCACAGGUUCCCCACUCUUCUUUACUAUAACUAUCCCUUUGGGGAUUUCAACCCUAAACAAUAGCAAUGGUUUGUAACGCAGCUUGAAAAGAGAUCUUAGAUGUGUUGAGGGUUUAUGUGUGAGUGUGGCAUAGCUUUCACAAGAUUUGUAAACUACCCUUUUGUAAACUACCCUUUUGAUAUUUUUUGCAACUUGGAUGAUAGGAGAGCCCAAAAUAAUGGGUGUUCCAUGGCACCAAAAAUCAUAUGUUCAGUUGAUAUGCCCUAUUCUGUAGUGGUGCUGUGGUCUAAAGCACAGAGCCUAGGGCUUGCCGAUCAGAAGGCUGGCGGCUUGAAUCCCCACGACGGGGUGAGCUCCUGUUGCUUGGUCCCAGCUCCUGCCCACCUAGCAGUUUAAAAGCACGUCAAGUGCAAAUAGAUAAAUAGGUACCGCUCCAGCGGGAAGGUAAACAGCGUUUCCAUUCGCUGCUCUGGUUCGCCAGAAGCGGCUUAGUCAUGCUGGCCACAUGACCUGGAAGCUGUCUGCGGACAAACGUCGGCUCCCUCGGCCUAUAGAACGAGAUGAGCGCUGCAACCCCAGAGUCGUCCACGACUGGACCUAUUACUUAUUUACCUUUACUUAUUCUGUAGUUACUCUUCCCUGCUGCAGGUAAUCUUUCAGGGCAGGGGAGCAAGUCUACCUGGUGAGCAGAGACUCAAGACUACUAGGACGAGUGAUCUCAUUCAUGUCAACUUUUGAUAGGUGGAGAACAGCAUCUCUCCCUUUCCUCUGUGCUCCCUUAAAACUAUAGUAACCCUUCUGUCAUAGCUUCCAGCAGGGAGGUGAUGUACCCAUUGUUUGUUAUAGAUCGUGUACGUAUAAUAACUUGGCAUUCUGGUUUCCUUUAAUUCCAGAAAUACUAUUCUCAGGUUGUCUAUCUGUUAGUAGAAAUAUCAAGAGCUGCUAAGUGCUACUGAAUAUAGUUCUGAAAACUAAUACCUGCACCAGCAGGAUUAUUUUCGUGCUGUUCGUAUUUAAACUCUACAGUCAUCCUUGCAGGGACAUUUUGCCCUCUACUGUUGCCAAUGUCUACGAUGAACAUGGAACAGGAGUGACCAGAUAAAAAAUGCAGGAGUGGCUAUCCUAUCUGGAAUAUCCAUCUUGGCUUGCUGAACUGAUAAAUCCUUAAUGUGUUACUAUCUGCAUUGGCUUCUUAGUAGGCUCUAACUGGCCAUUAGCUAGUGCCGAAUUAGACCACUUCAUAAUUCGUUUAGAGUGAGGCAUAUGCACAUCUUUUAGGGCUCAGCAAUGAGAGCUCCCUGUGGAUGAGAUACGGGAUGAAGCAGCAAGGAUACUCUUGGAGCCAAGCAAUCAUACCACACCCCCAUUCUGUACUGAUUUCCAGGCUCAAUCUAAAAUGCUGGAUUUGUACUUUAAAGACCUCAGAAGGGACUGUCCUACCUAAAGUACCGCCUGCAUUUGUAUGACCCCGCCUGAGUUUUACAAUAAACCUUGGGAGCUCUCUAGCUAUCAGUAAGAGAGGCUAGGCUGUGACAGUAACCACGGACUUGGCUUUUUCAGUGGUGACCCAUGUCUGCGGGAAAUGAUCUGACUUGACUUCAUGUGUGGCUCUCUCACUAGUGACUUUUAAAAGGACCCUGAAGACAUAUAUAUUUUAUCUAUCUAUCUAUCAAUCAUCUAUGUAUACAUUAUUCAUUCGGUUCCGUUGCUAUGACCAACUGGUUUUUUUUAUUGCUUAUUUUCAAGGGGUUUAAUUGUAGAAUUCAAUUAUUUCGAGUUAGGUUUUGUGAUGGCAUUUGCCUGCUGCAUAAUGAGGACACCGAUCCCGAAGGGCAGAAGAUAGAUAUCUAUUAACGAUGAUGAACAGAAGUACAUUUAUAACGGCUGUUUUACAAAUCUAAGAUGGAAGAAAACACUGGAUUUUUUAUUCGCAGAAGUCUCAAAAAUACAAGACUUUGUAUUUUACAAUAAUACAAGACUUUGUAUUUUACAGACUUGGCAUUUAAAAAAUGUAUUUUUAUUUUGCAGUUGUGUUUGUUUUUUAAUAAAACUUUUUUUGCUUUUUAAACAAAUAUCAAUUUAAACAAAUAACAAUUAAACACUUAUCCAGCAGUACAGCUAAUCAUGUUUGUUUUAUUCAUUGUCCCUAGACAUACACUUACCUGUUCAACUUUCAAACAUAUUGCAGUUGAGUUUGUUGAAUCCUGGUGCAAUCAAGUUGCAAAAGAGUAUCAAACAUGUAGAAACAGAAGUCCUCAGAAAAUUUGUGGUCCUCUGGAUCUUGCUGGACUUGAGCUCCCAUCAUCCACUGCCAUUGGCUGGAGCUGAUGGCAUCUGUCCCAACAACUGGAAGGCCACAGUUUCCCCAGCCCUGAACUCAUCUGCUAAGGAGACCUGCCACGUUCCCACAUUCCUUCUGAUCCUCUCUCUCUGCAGCCCUGCUUGCUUUUGUUCUGUCACAGCCAACGUUUGAAACUCCCAUUGUUCUAGGCCAGGGGUCAGCAGACUUUUUCAGCAGGGGGCUGAUCCACUGUCCCUCAGACCUUGUGGGGGCUGGACUAUAUUUUUUGGGGGGAGAAAUGAACGAAUUCCUAUGCCCCAUAAAUAAUCCAGAGAUGCAUUUUAAAUAAAAAGCACACAUUCUACUUGUGUAAAAAUACCAGGCAGGCCCCACAAAUAACCCAGAGAUGCAUUUUAAAUAAAAAAUAAAACAUUCUACUCAUGUAAAAACACGCUGAUUCCCAGACAGUCCAUGGGCCAGAUUUAGAAGGCAAUUGGGCCGGAUCCGGCCCCCGGGCCUUAGUUUGCCUACCCAUGUUCUAGGCGCAUCGAGGGAAUGUCAUCAGCGCAAGCCGUUUCUGAGGUCUGGAUGCAGCGCUGCGUCUAAGAUUUCUGAUUAAAACUGCAGAGUGGAAGGAAAGGAGGAACUUUUCCUGCCUCCCCACUUCCAGUUACUUUCCGAAGACUGGAGAAGAGACCCUCUUAAGAAUAUUAGGAGGGUGGGUAGGGGAAGGACUAGACCCUGUGAAAAUGAACAUAAUAUUUUAGCUGCAGUUCAUUCAUUUUUCAGCUAUGCAUUCUGGUUAUAAAAAAAGCACGUCAAUACAUUCCGUUGUUGCGCCCAUAACCUCAGUUUAAGGUGCCAUUUAGCUCUUCGCUUUCAUAUCUCAGUUUCUAACGCUGCUCUCUCCUGUCCACUCUGAGAUAAAGGGCCAAUGCAUUCUGGGCCAAGUAGUCAGGAGACUAUGCUUUUCAUCCUUAUAGGCAUAUGAUCUGGAAAGUUUUCUCAGCAAUGAGUGGAAGUGUGGGAAGUGGGUGAGUCAAAUGACCUUCUAAGGCUUGGGGGGGAGAAACUUCAAGUGAUGAAGUACUUAGGAAUGUUACACAGUUUUUAAAGAGCUUUAUGUGUAAUGAUUAGCUUAACGUCUGGUCAACUUGACUAACGUCCUUCAGUGUAGGUGGUUAUUAGUCAGGUAAACGAAAACUGAUGUUUCCUAUUCUCCACCUGCAUUUUGCUCCACAACCACUCUUCGCUUAUUUAGUCUUGCUGCUGCUGUUUGCAAAUACUGUACUAAAGUUAUUUACUCUGGUUGUAUUCCAGGUGGUUUGUGUUCCAAGAUGGUCUGUGGAGCCACAUCCAGGCCGUACAGUUACAGCUGUGUUGUAUCCCACUUUAAACAGCCGUAGCUCUUCCCCCCCCCCCCAAAAGAACAUUGGGAACAAUAGUGUGUUAAGAGAGCCGGGUUGUUAAGAGAUCCCUUACAAAUUUCCAACUCUCAGCACCAUUAAAGGUAAAGGGACCCCUGACCAUUAGGUCCAGUCGUGGCCGACUCUGGGGUUGCGGCGCUCAUCUCGCUUUAUUGGCUGAGGGAGCCGGGGUACAGCUUCCGGGUCAUGUGGCCAGCAUGACUAAGCUGCUUCUGGCGAACCAGAGCAGCGCACGGAAACGACGUUUACCUUCCCGCUGGAGGGGUACCUAUUUAUCUACUUGCACUUUGACGUGCUUUCGAACUGCUAUGUUGGCAGGAGCCAGGACUGAGCAACGGGAGCUCACCCCAUCACGGGGAUUCGAACCGCCGACCUUCUGAUCGUCAGGUCCUAGGCUCUGUGGUUUAACCCAUAGCGCCACUCCCGUCCCUCAGCGCCCUUAACAAGCUACAAUUCCCAAUAUUCUUUUUUUGGGGGGGAGGGGGAGCUGUGGCAGUUAAGAGUAGUAAAUGUGUACUUUAAAUGUGUGUGGGUCUAUGUGAAUGUGACCUGGGUCUCCAGUUUAUAGCCUCACGCAGUAACAUUAGUGUCGAGUUAAUCCAGGGUUUCAUUUUGAGAUUUGGACCUGGAUUUUGCCCAUGUAUCCACUGCUGUACUGCUUGUAGCUCGUAGUUCAACUAGGCCAGGGCUCUUUUACCACCCCCUUCCCCCCCGUAGCUGUUAAAAUAAAAGCAGCUGCUUUUGUAGGCGAUAUUAUGCCUUUGGGUCAUUAGGCUCAAGGUGACAUUGCUGCUGCCGCUUCAUUGCUUACUGGUCCGUGUUCCAGGGAAGUUAAAAGCUGUGUUUUGGGUUCUGUGAGAGCUACUAAUAAAUGAUAAAUUAGAAGCAAGCUAUACGUUCCUUUUUUCUUUUUAAAUCGGUCUGCUAAAAGCUUGUGGUUCUCACGGUCUGACUACUUACUGUAUACAUCCCACUGCCCCUUCCAGCUCCCGCAAAAUAUUUGCAGCACUAAUAUUCGUCUUUACUUUGGGGCUUGUUUCUGUGCUGUACACUAAAGGGGGCAGCAAGUCUCCCAGUUCUCAGGAAGCGGCUUUUCUCAAGCUUGAUACCUGGAAUUCUUCUCGCAAAAAGAAAAAAAGAAUCUCUGGUGGUGUUGACUCAAGAGGCCUUAGGCAUACAGAAAUUGCGGCAUCGCCAAAUUAUUUCGUAACAAUUUUCGUGGCACCACGGUGCUGAGUUGAAUUGGUCUGUCUGAAUUGGUCAUCUGCUGUGAUGAAUAUUUAGGGGGGGUCCUGUGAAAAUAAGCCACAUGAAAUCUUACUAUUUCUGAUCAUGAGUCUACAUGGAUUAUUUUUGGGGGGGAGGGGGACAAACAUAGAAAUGGUGCUAAAAGUAUUGAUCAGUUUAUCAACUGGUCUAUUAUCAAUCAUUUGAUAAACAGAUUUGCAUUGUAUCCAGUUCUGGUCUUGUUCUGUCUGCCCUCCAGUUGCGAAAGAGUUUUUCUUUGGGUGUGGGGGUUAAGUCUAGCUCUGCUUAUAAGAGAAAUAUUUAUUUGUAUGACUACAGUCAAUGUCAAAAUGUUACUAAAAUUAAUGGGAGUUUUAUUUAUUUAUUAUUAAAAAUAUAAAUUAUUAGUUUGGAAAUGAAUGAGUUUCAUUUAAAUGAACACUUAGGGAGCCUGAAUUAUUGGGUUGAAAUUCUUGGGCUUUGUUAAUGUUUUCAUCUGAGUCGUAAUUCAGCCCUGAAAGGGUUUCUUUGGAUCCCUAGCUGCAAUUUAACACCAAUUCAAACAAAAUCUUAAAUCUUUGCUUUGUUUUGCAGUUCGGAAUUGAGGAGGGAAAGAGGAUAGGGUUUCUUAGGAAGAGUUUAGUAAACUUACCUUGAUGUUUACAAAGAAAGUUUUGACAUUGACACUAAGCAGAGUGCUUAAACUGCACCUGGAGGAAAUAUUUUUUUUCUUUUUUAUAAGCAAUUAACUAAUAGGGAUAGUCAUCUCAAAAGAUUAUGUUCUAGGUAUUAUAAAUCACUGGUUAUGCAAGUCAGAAGUAUGCGUGCGCAUAUCAGAAAUGGCUUCAGUUGCAGCCCAAAUAUUAAUGUUUUCGUAGGCACUGUAAAGCCCUGGUUGGCAAGUAGUUUUCCAGGAAAGCCACUGUGAGCAAUGACUGAAGAGUACUAGGCCAGCCAUUCAAUCCCGGCUGUGAAAAUCCUGUUGCCAUAGAUGCUGCUUUCUCAACAAUUGUGUGUUCCAAUUUGCUGGCAACUGUGGAGCCACGCAGAAUCCCUUGAGCUGAAUUGGUUCGAGAGCCACCAGUGGUUGACUCUUACUCCAAACUUGUUUCUCUAAAUACCUCCAAGUGUAACAGAAGCUGGGGGCUAGGAGAGCAUGCUUAUAUCCUUCCUUGCAAGAGCGGCCUUGCAAAGUCUGCCAUUCACACCCUGAACCAGUGUUUCCCAAACUUGCAUCUCCGGCUGUUUUUGGACAACGAUUCCCAUCAUCCCUGACCGCUGGUCUUGCUAGCUAGGGAUAAUAAUAAUAAUAAUAAUAAUAAUAAUAAUAAUUUAUUUGUACCCUGCCCAUCUGGCUGGGUUUCCCCAGCCACGCUGGGCAGCUCCCAAUAGAAUAUUAAAAACAUAAGACAUCAAACAUUAAAAACUUCCCUGAACAGGGCUGCCUUCAGAUGUUUUCUAAAAGUCAGGUAGUUGUUUAUUUCCUUGACAUCAGAUGGGAGGGCGUUCCACAGGGCAGGUGCCACUACUGAGAAGGCCCUCUGCCUGGUUCCCUGCAACCUCACUUCUUGCAGUGAGGGAACCGCCAGAAGGCCAUUAGAGCUGGACCUCAGUGUCCAGGCUGAACGACGGGAGUGGAGACAUUCCUUCAGGUAUACUGGGAUGAUGGGAGUUUGGAAAACACUGCCCUAAUUGCUGCCACCUCUCUUUGUCUUCACCCCUACAAGCCUCCAGACCGGAGGGAAUUCCUGGGCUCUCAGGCAAAUGGGGAUAACCUCCAGUUUCCUCGACCCUCUCCAGGGUGACAGAAAUUUGCUUUUCUCUGCCAAAACCUCUCUCAGCUUCCUGUCUCUCCCAGAGAACAGAGCAGCCCAUCUUAUACUUCUGUAGCAUGAACCAUGUGACGUAGGCUCAUGGUUCAUUCUACAGUUCAUGGUUCAUGUGUUGGCAACAGUGCAUGCAGACCCAACCGUCCCAAGCAAGGAAAGGGAAGAGAUGAUUUUGCAUGGCUGCAAGGAGUAGCCUUCAGAAACCACAUUUCCCCCCCAUUUCACAGUAUUCCUUUAGUGCUAUUAACAGCCCUUGUGAGAUGGAAGUUAGACAAUGCAGAAUGUUAGCACCACCAGUGUGUCUGGAAACCUUGCUCAUGUCUGGUUCCUCCGUAGGCACAGUUAGAUUUGUUGGUUGUGGUUCAUCAGAGCUGUUAGCCUCUUGAAGAUGCAAUGUUUUAGUAGCACUUGUACAAGAAAUAAAUUUUCUCAUCUUUCAGUUACAAUAUUAUAGCCGCCAGCCAAAAGAUGCUGGCUGAUACUCAUGGAGCUAUAAGCUAUAUAGCCCUGAGGCCUGCUAGCAGUUGUCUGUGCACACAAAAUGACACUUGUCACCUACAAACUAUGGUGAUUUAUUGCCUGGAAAAUGGCUCUUCCUUGCAACACAUGAAGCUGUUAAAUAAGAAACAGUUGCGUGUAUAUAUUGUGCCAUAAAAUGAUCCCCGGGAAUAGCUGAGUAGAAGGUUUAUUUACAUGAAAAGCCAACUCUCCUCCGGUUCAAUAAAGGAACCCAGGAGCUUGUCAUCUUGGAGUAAUUUUAAUAGCUGUGAACUUAGGCUUUGUCAUAGAAAGUCUUGGUCUCUUGGGGGGUUGUACUAACGGGGUUUUUCCUAACAUCUAAUUAAAGGAAAUUUAAUUGGGCAGGCAAUACUAUUUAUACACCAAGAGUUAUACUUACUGAUUUAACCUAGGCCUGCAAUUUUGUUUCUCAGUAUUGUCUUACUGCCUUGAGAUGGGUUAAUUGCCGCUGGUUCCUUUUCUGACCUGGUUGUUUAAUCUGCACGUAAUUUCUUUCGAUUUUUCAAAGCCUCGUUUAAGAGAUUAAGUGCUUUUUCUUUCAUUCUUCUCUCUUCCUUCCCGCUUCCCCCCUGCUAUACAGGUGCUGUUACAUCUGAACUGUGUUUCAGCUUCUCCUACAGCUUUGAAACAGCCCUGCUAUGAAGCUGCAAUUAUUCCUUUGCUUUUAUAGUAGAACUGCUGGCUUCCUAUUAGAGCUACUGACAGGUUUCCCAUUACUGUCCUAGUAGUCACAUGUGGCCCCCGGUGGCUGGUGUGGUGUAGUGGUUAAGAGCGGCAGUCUCGUAAUCUGGUAAACCAGGUUCGCUUCCCCGCUCCUCCACAUGCAGCUGCUGGGUGACCUUGGGCCAGUCACACUUCUUUGAAGUCUCUCAGCCCCACUCACCUCACAGGGUGUUUGUUGUGGGGGAGGAAGGGAAAGGAGAAUGUUAGCCGCUUUAAGACUCCUUAGGAUAGUGAUAAAGCAGGAUAUCAAAUCCAAACUCUUCUUCUUCCUGUCCUGAGUUUCUAACACUGCCAACCUGAACUGCUUAGAAGAGUGGUGGCCUAAAGAAGCAACCCAAGGAAUUGUAGCUUAGCAAGGAUUCUGUUAGUUCCCUCGUAUUCCCUUCUCCUCAAAACUACACUUCCCAGAAUGGUGAAGUACAGUUGUACCUUGGAAGCCAUUCCGGAAGUCCAUUCGACUACCAAGGCACGGCUUCUGAUUGGGCGCAGGAGCUUCCUGCAGCCAAUCGGAAGCCCCGCCAGACGUUUGGCUUCCAAAAGAACAUUUGCAGUGUUCGGGAGCCAAAACGUUUGACUGCUAAGGCGUUCGUCAACCAAGGUACGACUGUGUAUGACUGUUAUUGCAACUUCAGUCUGUUGGGUGGAUAUGCUCUUCAGAGAAAAUGAAAAGGUGACUCAAAGGCUACUUAGGUGAAAUAAAGGACAGUACAAGACGCCUUUUAAGAAUUGAAGCACCAACUCCCCCAACAUUCUCCCCUAGACUUCUUUAUUUUAAGUGAAGUUUUUUGGGGCAGGGGGUUGAAGCGGAGUGUUUUGUUUGAAAACCUAGCUUUAUGAACAUUGCACAGACUCGGGCUUUAAUCUCAUUUUGGCUCUUGCACAAAAUACAUUUUAUUGCUCUUUCACCAGAGGGGAUGAAGGUAACUCUCCAUCAUAUUCACAAGCCCUGCCAAGAACUACAGAAGGAGUUAUGAAAUGAAAAAUACUUUCCAGCCUCCACAGGUUAUUAACAGAAACUUACAGAAUUUAAUACGCCAAAUUAAUCUGGCUUGGUAAGCACUUAGACCUGCCAAUCAUAAAGUAGUGUGUUUUUGUUUUGCCAAGGUAUUCAAGCAAGUAUUUAAAUCUAAUGCUCUCUGCUGUAUGCAAAAUGCAUCAGGGUGGUCACUGACUCAGUAAAAUCGAGGGGCUCAGAGGCCUGUGAAUGAAAGAUCCUUGCAGAAAACUGAUUUACAAGUCAAAAUGUGGCUGGUACAUGUGCGUUCCUUUUAAACUGAGAGGUUCAUCAUAUACCUGAGAAUUAAAAUGGUAGCUUUGCUUUUUCAUCAUCUUAAUGUCCACUCGUAUUUACCUGAAAGCACAUGAACUGUGUAUAAAGCAUUAUACCAGAAUGUUCUGCAUUUCAAAUGAUUAAGAAUUGGAGGAUUUAGUUUAAAGGGAGUAGGAAAGUGUGGAGGGGAGUUUAUGUGAAGCCAUUAUUGAAAAUAGGAAAAGGCACAAAACGUGAAAAAAUUGACAAACGUGGUUAAGCGGCUAACACAUGAUAACCUCCUUUAUUAAACUUUUUUUUCUAAUAGAGGGAGAAACAGAUUAUAAAUUCUUACAAAUUAAAUAUAAACCUACAGUAAGGCAGGCCAAGAAGCAAUUUGAGGAGCAAGUCAAGGCAUUAACUUUACACCUUAAGGUGUUUCUAUGAUUACAAUAGUUAGCCAAACAGAAGAAUAAGCCUUGCUGAGGAACUUAUUAGCUUUCCUUUUUUUCCAAGAGAAUUCUUACCUUACUAACCUUAUUUGGAAGGGGGCAACCUUGUGGGUUAGCAACAAACAAACAUGCUGAUAGCAUCUGGAUUUUCAAGAAGCUCUUGACAAAAGUUAGUGAGUUUCUCUUUUAACUAAUCACUUAUUGAUAAGGCAAGAGGCACAUGAAAGGAAGAAAUCAAUGGAAUCCACUAGAGAUCUGUUUGACUUAUCGUGCAUUAUCUGGAAUGCACGGGGUAUAUGGUGAGGUAACAAAGUCCCAGCAAGGAUGUUGAAAUUCCAUACAGAUGGGAAGAGCUUCAGGACUCUCCAAACUGGAUAACCGGUCAUUGUAAGUGUAGAUGAGGUUUUGUGUGAACAUUAGGACAAAAAGCAACAUCCCCUAACGUUCUGCAUACACUCAAGGAGUCCAAUUUUACUGCAGUUACCCAGGAAAUACAUAAUUUGAAUUAGCUGGAGGAGCUUGGGCCAAACAACAGGCUUAUAAAACCUAUGGAUCUUAAUCACCCACCUUGCCCAAAUUUGCACACAUGAAGAAACCAGGUGAUGAACUGGACCGUAGAGCCAUGCUUCUGGUUCUGCACCCAAUGACAUUUAGUUCCCCCUAGCUCGGCCUCUGACAUCUAUACAUUGUGUGUGGUUUCUAUUGGGGAAAACCUACACAUGGCUUGUGUACCUAUGCAACCACAACUCCAGGCUUUUCUCCAACUCACAGCUAACACAUGCUUGGGGAAGUAACAGAUGGUGCACUGGGAACAUGGUGCUUAACCUGAUCUCUCUCUGGCCAGGCCAAUGAAGAGAAGAGGCAAGGUCAGUGCGGUGCAAACCUUCUGGCAGAACCAAUUGGGAAGCUGGGGCAAACUGUUUUAUCAUGGAUGGGACCAGCAGCACUGUUCCACAGCUCUUUUAAAUCACAUGGGCACAUGUCAAGAGUGUUUACAAACAAUGGGGGCUGCUUCUGUCCCUAUAAUUUACUCCCAGGGCAUGUGAAAAGUAAAGAAGGCAGGUGUUUAUGUUAUUAAAGCUCCUCUUGCAUUGCUGUUGGUAAAACCGAAGAUAAGAGGAUUACAGGGAGCUGUCAAGUAUACCGCACCUUUGUCCUACAUUCAUAGUGGUUUCCAGAGAGAUUUGCAAAGGAUUCCCCACUCCAGAAAAUUGUAUUGUAUUUCAUGUCACUCGUUCCUCCCAGUUGUAUAGGAAGCUAGUUGGGAGGGCAUGAGAAAUAGCCCCUUGUGCUUAGAAUUGGUGCUUGUACGAAUGUGAUUGCGUUGAAAUAGUCAAGUAACAACAAGGCACCUUUUCAGUACCAUGAGUGUCAAAACUAUCGGAGGCAACGUGUAAUCUGGGCUUCCCUGUGAGUUUUUCUCUAGUCCGUAGAAAACCUGGAAAUAUCUGAACACUGUGAUCACAGCAAUUCUUCCCAGUAGAUCUUGCCCCUGUGAGAUGGUUGCGGGGAAUGAAAGUCCCUACCUUCCCACCGCUCCCUAAGGCUCCUCCCGCUGUUCCUUCCCCAGCAGCCUAAGGCUCUGUCGUCUUGUCUCUGAUUGCUCCACCCUCUUCAUUACUCUGUGUGUUCUUGGAGACCAGUGGGGAGGGGAGCUGGUCGCAGCAGAAGGGGAAGACUCUCUGGAUUCUUCAGCAGCCUGCCCCAUCUCUGUCUACUGGCCCGCCUCCUCUCCUGCCUCUGAUUCGUGACUGCUCUCUGCCACAACCUCUUCUUGCUCACUAAGCCCUGCUGCCUCUUCAGCUUCUGACUCUUCCUCCUCCCAGUCUGCUCCCUCUGACCACCCAUUGUUGUCCCACCACCAACCCCCUGGCUCCGAGCCUUCUUCCCCUGGGGGUUCCCUUGGGGGUUCUCCAGCUGGUGCCUCGCACCACUCUGCAUCAGCCCAUCCAUGACACUAAUGCUUCCAGGCUGUCCUGCUCUCCCUACCCAUUAGAUGUGAGCAAAACUAGCAUUUUUUUAUUAUUUUUUAAAUAGAAGAACUAGAUUGUAUGGGGGAGGGAGGGAGCUUCCCCCACCUCCUUCUUUGCACUUGAGGAAUAGGCUUCCAAAAACUGAUCUGACUAGUAGUUUUCUAACUGGCCAUGCUUCUCUUAGCUUUCAUGCUAUAUUUACAUUUCUGUGGUCUGUGGUGGAGGGACGCAGGUGGCACUGUGGUCUAAACCAGUGAGCCUCUUAGGCUUGCCAAUCAGAAGGUCAGCGGUUCAAAUCCCUGUGACGGGGUGAGCUCCCGUUGCUUGGUCCCAGCUCCUGCCAACCUAGCAGUUCGAAAGCACGCCCAAAAAGUGCAAAUAGAUAAAUAGGUACCGCUCCAGUGGGAAGGUAAACGGCUUUUCCGUUCACUGCUCUGGUUUUGGUGUCCCAUUGCACCAGAAGCAACUUAAGUCAUGCUGGCCAAAUGACCCGGAAAAACUGUGGAGAAACGCUGGCUCCCUCGGCCUAUAAAGUGAGAUGAGCGCCGCAACCCCAGAGUCGUCUGCGACUGGACUUAACUGUCAGGGGUCCUUUACCUUUACCUUUUAGUCGGGGGGGGGGAGUGAAUUGUCAAAUUAUACACACACACACAAUUCCCCUGUGUCUUGUAAUUUUUUUUUUAAAAAAAAUAUUUGCUUAUCAAAGUGGAUGUAGUUAAAAACCUAAAAUCUGUGCAAAUGCAUUUAACUAGACUAAUUCUGAAUUCCUUCCUCCACGUUGCCUUGCUUCCAGUUCAUCUUCCUGGCCACCGUAGCUGGGGAAAUAUUUUUAUAGCCUUAGCAAUCCUCUCUUUGGUGUGUUUACUCAGAAGUAAGUCCUGCCGAGCUCAAUGGGAUUUCAGACUUAAAACUGAUGGUUGCCUAGGCAACUAGUUGUGAAAUCUCCCCUACUGCUGGUCUUGCAGUUCACCUGAUAGUACUUGCAGUCUCUCCUUUGGAGACCUGGUUUUCUCAGGUUCAGGCAGUGAUGAAUAAGCAGGCAUCCUUUUUGCAUUUAGUUAGAUCAUCUUGUAGUUGCAGGUCAACAUAUAUGGUAGGUUUCUUUGUUUUAAAGGAUGCUUAUUAUCUUCCAGAAAAACCCAAAGCCAGCUCUUCUUGUAAGAAUUGGGGGCAGGGGGCAGUUUUCCUAAAGUGUGGUUUUGUUUUACUUAGCUCUUCAAGACACGUAGGUGAAAAUUGAAAUCAUACUGGGCUGUGUAAUUAUAAGCAAAAAAAUUAGAUCUCUCCAUAACACCCAAAUUCUCAUACUUGCAUAGCUCAUAUCCGGUGAACAUAAUGAACAACAAAAGCCUGAAAUCACUGAAAAGAGAGCUGCGCAAAUGCUUUGAGAACUGCUCUUUGUGGAAAGAAAUUAAUUCUAAAACGUUGACUAAUUUUUAAUCGUUAAGAACCGCUUUUUAGCGACGUCCAUUGUACCAUCAUGUCAUGCCCCUUUUGCAAUACCAUUUUCCCUUCAGGAAAAAAAGGCUUUUAUAAAGAAGAACUAAACGGUGUGGUGCGUCCUUCAUUUGGUACGAUUUUAAAACUCUUGAGUUUGUUUAUCAGUCAAUGGGGGCAGAAUCUUCAGAUGGAUGUAUUUCACAGAAUAAACAACAUUGCCCAGGCUUGAGUAAAUCCGUUUAGGGGUGCUAUUCACAAUGGGUAGAGAAAGGGUUGUGCGUGUUCCUUUUUCAUUUCAGAAAGCAAGUGAAUGAGGUUAACAAUUUGUAGGUCUUGUACAGGAGUGGCUAAUCCCUGACCUAAGGGUCUGAUUCUCCCCAUCCCCCCGGAAAAAAACAAGGUUUUCUUGCUACCCAAGAACCCUCCCAUUUUGGCAGUGGCAGAGCAUGUUAUUGUUGUUUAGUCGUGUCCGACUCUUCGUGACCCCAUGGACCAGAGCACACCAGGCACUCCUGUCUUCCACUGCCUCUACUGCCUCCUGCAGUUCGGUCAAAGGCUGAGCAUAGGAAAACAAUAUACCGUAUUUUUCGCCCUAUAGGACGCACUUCCCCCCUCCCCCAGCCGCGCAAGCUGCCAGAGCGAUGCCGAAGCUGCGCGCAGCUUCGGCAUCGCUCUGGGACCCGUUCUGGGGGAGGGGGAAGCUCGGGCUUCCCCCUCCCUCAGCCCCGCAAGCUGCCAGAGCGAUGCUAAAGCUGCGGGCAGCUUCUGCAUCGCUCUGGGACCCGUUCUGGCUGUUCUGGGGCAGCUCGGGCUUCCCCAGCCCCGCGCCUGGGGGGGGGGGAAUAAUUUUUUUUCUUUAUUCCCCCCCCAAAAAAACUAGGUGCGUCCUAUAGGGCGGUGCGUCCUAUGGGGUGAAAAAUACGGUAAGCGGAUACUGGACUGGGUUGAGCAGAGAUGUCUGAACCACUUUAACGGGGAUGCAACUGACUCCUUUCCCAGUCAUUGGAUGGUUCAUUUGAGCAAGGAGGGCACAAUAACCCCCUCCUUUGCUGAUCUACAUGGGUUAGCUGAGGGUUGGUGUGUGUGUGUGUGUGUGUGUGUGUGUGUGUAGUGGCUACACCCACUACUGGAGGGUUAGCCAAGGGUGAAUAUAGCCCUUCGGCCAAAAGGAAAAGGUUAGCCACUCCCUGGUCUAAUGGAUUAAGUUUACAUUCAAGAGUAUAAAGCACAAUUUGAUCUGCCAGCAAUGAAUGACAGCUGCUUUUUUCUUCCUUCUCGUUACAGGAAUGUUUACCCUUGCAGAAGUUGCAUCUCUUAA